Messenger RNA from Cinara cedri, 74255 nucleotides. Lineage: Eukaryota; Metazoa; Arthropoda; Insecta; Hemiptera; Aphididae. The record is from the annotation of a GenBank genome assembly.
CUCAUAAACAGUAAAGUUUCUGAUAAUUCCCGGGUAUUUUAUUAUCAUUAUUAUGAUUAUGAGCGGCAAACUCAAUCUGCAGGUGUUCUGAUUUAUUUGAAUUUGAAUUCAUUGCAUUGCUCCAUUCUCCAUUCUCCAUCCUCCUUAGUAUACUUGUCUAUAUUCUUACUGCUAAAGAAUAUCUGACAAUUUUUAAAAAUUUUUUCGAAUUCAAACUUGGUGAGUAUUGUUUAGUUUAAGUACCUAAAUGAUUUCGCUAAAAUUUUGGUUCAAAUUAUCAAUUCUGAAUACACAUUUGUAAAGUGUCCGUAUGUAGAGAUAUCUAUUGGUAUUGAUAUGUUUUUUUUUUUGUUUUUGUAUAUCUAGAAGUUACAAUUGCGUAUUACAAUAUUGUGGUUACAGAAUAUUGAAACUUUAAUUGUGAACGCUAUAAAGUAUGAGUGCUUUAAUUAAUCGUCGUAAGCGAAUUCGUGUAAGUUAAAAUAUAUUUUAUGUUAUUUAAUACCAUAGUAUUUAAUAUUUAUCUCGGAGUUUUCUAUAAAUUAGUUGAGUUCAGGAGUACCUAACGAUGAUGACACUUCACCUAAUGUAACCGAUAGUGCUCCUGACAAUAAUGCAUCUGAGGAUAACGCAACUCCAUUUAAAGAAGAAAAUGAUUUUGAAUUGGACUCUGAACAGGAUGAUCCAACAGGUAAAAUUAAUUUAUGUAAACCUUUAAAGUAUAGAAUCAUUGUUUAUACAUAUUUAAGGAUUUUGUAAAUUUUUAAGAUAUAUAUACGCAAUUUUUAUAAUUUUUUUGUUAAGAGUAUAUUUUAAAGGAAUAUUUUGAUAUUAUUUUUUACUUCUCAUAUUUUCCUUAUACUCACUUAUUAAAGGCUUUAUUUUUAAUACAUUUUAAUUCAGAAUACUUAGAUUAGUAUUAGUAUAUGAUUAUGGUUCAUCAGUAUGAAAUUAAAAAAUUUCUUCUACUUCUAAUUUUGAUAUAAAUAAUAACUUAACAAUUUUUAAUAGUCAAAAUAGCAUAUUUUACAUUAAUUCUGUAAUGGAAGAGUUGUCUAUUUGUAUAAAGUUUUUAUAAAUAAAUUUAAAAACAUAUUUUUGAGUAUAAUAUCUAAAAUAAUCAUUUUUUUUUUUUCAUAUUUUGUGUGUAACUUAUAUUAACAAAAUAUUGAUUUUGCUGUAUAUUAUUAUUUCUAUUAGGUUUGGAAGGAGCUGCAUUUCAUAGUCGUCUACCGUUUGAUAAAAUGACUUCAAAUGAAGCGUACUGUUUCUCAGAUGUUGCACUUGGACCAACACAAACUCAAAAAGUUUUUUUGCAUAUUCGAAAUCGAUUGGUAAAUGUAUUUUAUUUUAAAAACAAGUAGUACAAACUAUGGUGUUAAGCAUUUCGAAUUGGUUUGCAAUAAAACUAAUUUAAAUAAAGUUGUUACAUUAAAGUAAUAUAUGUUAAAAAAGAUUAAAUUAUAAUAAUGUUAUCUAAUUUAAUUAUCAGUUGCAACAAUGGUUGGAUAAUCCAAAACAACAGUUAUUAUUGGAUUCUGCUUUGCCGUCAAUUGAACCUCCUUUUAACACUGACAAAGUUCUUAUUCGAAGAGUUUAUGCUUACUUAGAGCGCCACGGUUAUAUCAAUUUUGGAGUAUUUAAGAGAUUAAAAGUAAUUAUAGGAUACAUACAUAUUAUAUAUUUAUGCAUAUGUGUAUUAUAUAUACUGGAUACCUUAUAUAUACAUAUUAGUAUAUAUGUCAACUAAUUUAUUAUCUAUCUUGUUUUAUAGCCCCUACCUGCAAAAAAAGUAGGAAAGGCUAUUGUUAUUGGAGCAGGUAUUGCAGGACUAGCUGCUGCCCAACAAAUGCAACAAUUUGGCAUGGAAGUGAUUGUUUUAGAAGCAAGGGUAUUAUAAUAAUAAUAAUAAUAAUAAUAAUAACAAUAAUAAUAAUAAUUUAAAUAUAGUAAAUAAAUAUAUAAAUAGAAAAAUGUAUGUAUAAAAAUAAAUAAAUAAAUGUGUCACCUGGAGUAUUAUGAUAAGUGUAUUAUAUGAUCAGUUUCAAAUUAAAAAUUCAAUUAUUUUUUCUAUAUUUCAUUGUGUAUGUGUAUUUAUUCUAAAACUGAAUUAAUGUAAAUGUUAUUUUGGGAUUUAAUAUCUCUAAUUCUGUAUUAAUAUCAAAGCUUAUAUGUGAUUAUUUUCUAAAACAUGUUUAGCAAAGUUUGAAUUAGGGAUAGUUUUUUAAAAUUUUUUUUCAGAAAUGUGUACUUUAUCUUUAAUAUCUUAUAUCAAUACAUUUUAGAUAAUAAAUAAUAACCAAAUAAUUUAUAUUUCUUAACAUAUCUACGUCUAAUAAUUUUAAAUAAUUUUUCCUAUUAAAAUAGAUUAUUUCUAUGUAAAAUGACUAAGUUGUAUAAUUUUUUUCUAUGUAUUUCUUCAUUUAAUUUUUAUAUUCAGCUGCGUUUUACAUUUUGAUUGUGGUAUACCUGAUGAUGAAUUUUUAAUUCGAAACUGGUAAUACACUUAAUAAUACACUUAUCAUAAUACUCCAGGUGACACAUUUAUUUAUUUAUUUAUUUUUAUUUUUAUUCAUAUAUUUAUUUACUUUAUUAAUUUACAAGUAUUAAACAUUUUCAUAAUUUUGUUUUUCUUUAUUAUUUUAUUAAUAAUAAUUUGUUACAUAAAAUAAUAAAAAGACAUAUUUUAAAUUUUUUAAAUGAUUGAUCAUUUUAGGAUCGAGUUGGUGGACGUAUAGCUACUUUUCGCAAAAAUAGUUAUGUUGCUGAUUUGGGUGCAAUGGUAGUUACUGGUCUUGGAGGUAAUCCAGUUACAGUCUUAUCUAAGCAAAUUAAUAUGGAACUUCAUCGUAUACGCCAAAAGUGUCCAUUAUACGAACCUGGGAAAAUAAAUGCAUCAGUGUCUACUGUAAGUAUGAAGUUUAUCAGUUGCAUGUAAAGAAUUAUUAUUGCUAUGUAUUGUGCAUUGUAUUACAGCAAGUCCCUAAAGAAAAAGAUGAAAUGGUUGAAAGAGAAUUUAAUCGCCUACUAGAAGCUACUAGUUAUUUAUCUCAUCAUUUGGAUUUCAAUUAUUGUAAUGGAAAACCUGUUUCACUUGGUCAUGCAUUGGAAUGGGUUAUAAAGUUUGUAUUUUUAUUUGUUUUAAAGAUUAUUUUUUUAAUUUUGUAUAUUUGAAAUACUUUAAAUAAUAUUAAUUUUUAUUUAAUGACUAUUAUUGUAUUAGUUUUGAAUUAAUGUACACAUUUAAUAUAGUAAAUACACUAGUGAUAUCAAUAACAGAUAUAAUUUUUACCUAUACAGUAUAUAAUCUACACUAGUAUUAAUUAUUUAAGGUAUAAUGUAUAAUAUUCACAUGAUUAAUUUUGAAUAACCUGAUUAAAAUUAAAAAAAAAAGAUUUACAUACUUUGCAUGAGAGGUGGAUUAUAUGUGUGAAAUUGGAAAGGUAGGAUAUAGAGGAACAUUUAAUGUUUAUCUGUAUUUAACAAUUGACCAUUGUUAACAAAAAAUUAUACUGAGAAAAGUUCAGUUAUACAUGUUUUAAAAGGCCGUAAUUAUGAUUUUUGUGAAAAUUUGAUAUUUAAAUAAUUACAAAAAAAAUUCUACAUUACAGUCAAUUUUUUUUUUUUUAACAUAAAGUAUGACUUAUAAUGAACCUCUUGUUAAAUUUUCAGGAAUUUCUGUUUGAUCUAACAAUUUUAUCCAUAGAGUACUUACAAUAUCAUGAAUAGUUCAUAAAUUAAUAAAAUGUUUUGAACAUUUUACCUUGUCUACAAAAGGCAAAUAUAAGUUUUCUGUCUAAAUUUCAAGUCUCUACAAAUAUUUUUAACUGAAUCACAAUAAAAAACAAUAAUUUGAAAAUAAUAAUAAUUGAAAAUAAUACAUUUUGUAAAUGUUGUUUCCCCUAUUCCUAAGUUUUUUCUUAAUUAUUAUGAAAACCGUUUGAAAAAUCAACAAACAACUUCUCUAAAGUACUACACAGAUAACAUAUCCAUUAGAAAAUGUACUACACUUGACAAUCGGAGCAAGAUUUCUGGUAGAAAAGUUGUUUACAAAUAAAAUUGUUAAGUUUAAAUAUAUGUAAAGUAAUGCAAUUUAAAUUUCUUACAAAUUAUAGUGAUAUAAAUAUAUUAUAAAUACUAGAGAAUGCUAGUAAUAUAUAAUAAUUAGUAAAUAGUUACUGAAUUUUUUAUAAUUAAUAGAUAGUUUACUUUUUAGUUUUUUUUUUUUAAAAUUAAAGAAUAUUCAAUAUUUAUGUUUUAUCUAUUAAAUAGUUUUUUUAAAACUUUUCUUUAAUGAUAAAAAGUUUUUCAAUUGAAAUUUUAAACUUAAAUUAUUUAUAUACAUUUUAUGUAUUACAGAUUGCAAGAGAAACAUGUCAAGGAGAAGUUAACUCAAUAUAUGAAAAAUUAUGUAGCUUUACAGGAACGAUUGAAAACUAAACAUAAAAAGGUAUGUGAGUUUAAAAGUAAUAUUUUUUAGUGUGUAUUUAUGAAGUAUGCAUAUUGAGAAAAAGAGAGUUUAACAUCAUUUUAUCCUUUUAUCCGUUUAGUUAUGCUAUUUAUGAUUAAAUAAACAUUUCAUAAUUUUCAUAAUUUUAUAUAUUUAUGUUCUUAUUUGAUGUUAUUUUGCUUAGUUACUUCAUAUACAAGAAAAUUUAAAAGAGUUGGAUGCUCAGAAAAAAGAGUAUGCUCAAGAAAAGCAUAAUAAUGCAAGUUCAAGUUUUGGAUACCGUUCAGUUAUACGAGAAAUGGCUAUUAAUAUUAAAGUAAACUUUACUAUAACUAUAAUUAUUUAUACUGAUAAAUAAAUAAAUAAAUAAUAUUAUUUGGGUAUGUUUUUUAUUUUAUAGAAAUGGGAUGAAUUAAUUGAACAAAAGAAUGAAAUCGAAGAUAAAUUAAAAGAAAUGGAAGCUUCUCCACCGAGGUAUGUUUAUAUGAAUUAUUAUUAAUUUAAAUUAUUCAGUUCUUACAAAACUAAAUCUAUUACAUUAAAUCUUAUAACAAAAUAUUGCUUACAUAUUAAAAUAGUGUGUUGGUAGCUCAAAUAGGUCACAUUUAAAUGGGUAUUAAAAAUUUAUAAAAUUGUAUUCUGAUUUAAAAAUAAAAUUAGUUUUAUAGUUUUUUAAAAAUUAUUUAAAUUUUAUUAUAAGGUUUAGUACUUAAUUUGAAAUAUUGAAAAUGUAUCCUCCCCCUUUUCUUUUGGUUUUUCAUCUUUAUUUACCUUUAAAUAUUAAAUAAAUUGUCAAGUAAAUUAUCAAAUUGACAAAUUGCAUCUAAUUCACAUAUUAAUUAUAAUAAUUUUAUAAUAUUGUAUAUUAUUAACAUUUAUAAUUUUAAAAUAAACUGAAUUUGUAUGACAUAUUGCUUAACUAUGUCUUUUAUUUUCAAUUACAAUUAAAUAUUAGUAUAAAAUUUUUAUUUUUAGUGAUGUGUAUCUAUCAACAAAAGAUCGUCAAAUUUUAGACUGGCAUUUUGCAAAUUUAGAAUUUGCUAAUGCUACUCCAUUAAAUAACUUGUCAUUGAAACAUUGGGACCAAGAUGAUGAUUUUGAAUUUACCGGAAAACAUCUUACAGGUUCGUGUUGUUUUAUUUAUAUUUAAAAUAAUAGUUAACAAAAAAAAAAAAAGAUGGUAUAAAUAAUAUUCAAUCGGAGAAAUACACAUAUGGCGCUAAUGAUUCUUACAGUGUAUGUCAAAUUAAUUUAUAAUAUCUUAUACUAUUCUUUAUUGUGAUUUUCAAAGUGUAAAGUAACUAGAAAGUCUCUAAAUUACUGAUUAAAAGAGAAGUAUCUUGAGUAAUAACAAUAUUGGUACUCGAAAUUCCUUGUGUAAAUUAUAUUUUAAUUGGUGGUAUAGCAUUAACUAAAAUGGCUAAAAACACUAUUUAUUGUUUAUAUUUUAUAUACAUUUGUAUUAAGAGUAGUAUAGUGUGUUGUGUAUAAUAUACAAAUAUUUUACAUUUGUAUAACUAGAAUAAAAAUCAAACUACAAUGUAUCUAGGUAUUUAAAAAUAAUUAAUUACCUAAUUGAAUUUUAAAUAAUAUAAAAAAAGAAGACAUAAUAAUUAUGCUUUAUGCAUUCAACUUUAAGAACAAACAUUUUUAUACAUGUAGUUGUAAUAAUAUAAUUUAAAAGGACGUGACACACAAAGCUUACCAGCUAAAAAAUAAAAAUACUACAUCACAGCUAAAGUUCUCCAUAUUAAAACAAAUAAAAAAUUGUCAAUCAAUCUUCAAUUAUUAACAAAAUGGUUCUGUUACUUAACAAUUAUAUUUAUACGGUCAAAUUACAGGUGUAUCACGUCCUCUUAAGGAAUAUUAUAUUAUGCACAUUAUUUAAUUGAAGAAAGUUAAACAACUAAGAACAUAAUUGAAUUAAAGUAUAUUAAAUAAAUAUAUCAAUGUGAGAAAUGAGUAGAUAUUAAUCAUAUAUUUUUUAGUUUUAUUUUUUUUUAAAUUAUUGGUUAGGAAGAUAGAGGAGACGCAGCCUUCCAUUGGAGGCAUCUUUAGGAAAUAAGAGUUAAGUUAGCUAUUACAAUCAUUUAAUUAUUUAUUUAUAUUAUGUAUUAUAUUAUAAUAAGAAAAAUUCUGAAUAUUACUUAUUAAUGUUUAGAUUUUUUAAUUUUUUAAUUUACAACCUAUACUCAGUAAUAUGAGUUUAAUAAGUAAAUUUGAUCAGAGAAAAAAAAUAAAUGACGAAAGAAAAUAUUCAUUGAUAUUAUUCUACAAAUAGAAUACAUAGGUAUUAUAAUAAUAAGAUUAUUGUAAAUUGUCUAUCUGUGUUCUAGUAUUUUUUUUUUCAAAGAUUGAAUAUGAUUAAUAAUUUGGUUAAUUGUCUCUGGACCAUUUUAUUUUCUGUUGACACAUUGUAUUAUCUAGAUCUACUGACCUAAGGGUGUUAGGAUUGAAGAUAAUUGUAUUUAUUUAGGUUUAAUAUUCAAUAAGAAAACCCUUUUUCUUUGUAAAUAUGUUAUAUUUAGUUCACUAUAAUAUGAUAAUGAUAUAACUUGUAAUGUGAAGUUGCAAUUUGUUGAUCAUCUAAAUAUAUAUAAAAUUUCCUAAAAGAAAAUUGUUAUAAAUAAUUAAUACUUUUUGAGAUAAUGAGUGUUCUCAGUUAAAAAAAAAUCUUGUAUAUAGAUACCUAGUAUAUUAUUAUAAGUUAUAACUAGGGCGCGGAUUUCAAUGCAAAAUGCAUUUUUUUCCUAAAUCCUUACGCAAUGCUCAGUUUGGCAAAAAUGCGUUUUAAGUAAUGUAGAUUCAUGUAAUUUAAUUUUUUUUUGCAUUUUUUGUCGUUUUAACUUCUUUAAUGCAUUUUUGGUCAUUUUCGCUACUUUUAAGGUUAUUAUUUUCAUAUUUUUGAAAAAUGUAGCAUUUUUGGAGAGAAAUAAAAAAUUUUCAAGUAUUCAAUAUUUUUCUUUUACUAAAUUAUUGAAAACUAUACUUUAUCGUCUGUGUCAUAUAUGAAUUAUGGUAAAUGACAAUAGUCGAUGACGAUAACGUCGAUAACAAUAAAACGGACUACGUGUGUAUAGUGUACAUAGUGGGCCUUGCCAUACUAUUAAUAGUCCCGUCAGUGGACAGAAUUUCCGUUUUUCAACGAAAUAUAGUUUUAUACAUAUCGUUCUAAUCAGCUAUUUCUAGUAUUCAAACGAAAACAGUCGUGUUUUACCGAGUUACUGUCGUAGUGUCGUGUGUUGUACUCCGUGCGUUUGACGUUUAUAAAUAGCAGUUUUAUUUAUUUUGGUAGAUACAAUUAAGUCUUUUUCAUCUUUUUAACAUUAUGCCUAAAGUUAAGCCAUCAUCAUCACUUCGUUUACGUGCGUAUAUAAACGAAUUUGGUGAGGAUGUUUUUUCGACUGACGGAAAAAUUUUGUUUUGCAAAAUUUGUAGUGUAAAAGUUGCGUCAGAAAAAAAAUUUACGAUUACCCAACAUUUAUCAAGAGAUAAACAUGUUAAAGGUUUGGAAAUGAAUAAAGCGAAAAAUGCAAAAUAUAAAACUCAACCGUUUUUUACCGACACGUUAACUAAUUCGUUCAAUAAAGAUUUAUGUUUUGCCAUGUUGUCAUCAAAUAUUCCACUAGCCAAACUAAAACAAUCAAAUUUUCGAAAUUUUUUGGAAAAAUAUAUGAAUCAGCAAAUUCCUGAAGAGUCUACUAUCCGAAAAAAACUACGUAAGUACUUGUUAUGAUGAAACUCUUGCUUCUAUUAGAGCAUACGUAGAAAACAAAAAUUUUUUAUAAUUAUUUUUCAUAUUUUAAGUUCAUAUUUUUAGUACAUUUUUUUACGUCAUUAAUUGAAUUUUUUAGGUCAUAAUUGCAUUUUUUCUAAGGCAUUUUUAGGUUUUCUUUAGGGCAUUAAAAUCCGCGCCCUAGUUAUAACUAUUCUUAAAGUAAAGUAUUAUUUUUAUUUUUGAAGUUGUGGUGUUUUGAUAUAUUUCAUCUUAUUAGGUGUUCUUAUGUUUGAAUAAUAAAUAGUGUACAAUAUAAAAACACAGUUCCUAUGUAUAAUAUAUAUUUAUAUAUAUAUACCAGUCUCAGUGGGGGUUUGUGUAGAGAAAGUUUCUGUUUAAUGAAACAUAGUAAAGAGCUAAACAUUGACUAAUUGCUUAAGGUGGUCUUAAUAAUUGUAUUCUGUAUAAAAAAUGUAGGUAUCUACUGUAUAAACCUGUAUAUAAAUUUUAUUUUUUAAUCUUAGGUAGGUGUUUUUAUGAUAAAUGAUCUAGUUUUUCUUUUAUAAAAUAUUUACGUCAAACAUUAAGUAAUAUCUAACAUACCUACAUUUAAGAGUUAUUUUCAUACAACAAUUUAUAAAUAUAUUUAUUACUGAUAAAUAAUAACUAUACAUUGUUUAUCAUUAUUAGUUGGAUGAGAAUAAACAAAUUGUAGUUCAUCAUAAUCCACUUAGAGGAGAUGAACUAGUAAGUAUGUAGUUCAUAAAUGAUGUACAGUAGUCAUGAUGGCCAUUAUUAUUAGGUCCAUUGACUUUUCUAGAAAUUGAAAACCAAAUUUUGUAAUAAUUCUUAAUUUGCAAGGUGGUGGUAAUAAAGUUUAUAGUGCACACUUAUCGUGAAUAAUGUAGAGUACCUAUAAGAGUAUUAAUAAUUAAUAAUAUUUAAUAACAGUAUUUAAUCUAUGAAGUUGUGACAAUUUUUCUUCAUAUUUUGGUCGUACCUAAAAUUAAUAUUAGUUUGUAUGUACCUAUUUAGUUUACCUGUAGAUAUUUGUUAUACUCAAUCAUUUAACAAGAAGUUGGCAUAGUGAUAAUUAUUAUAAUUAACAUUUGUUAUGUUACAAAUUAUUUUAUGUUGGAGGUUUGUAUAAGUGGAUACGCCCAUCUGUUUUUACUUACUAAUUUUUUUUGAUCUAUUAUCCCAUAAUGGAAUGGCACUAUACUAUCAUUGAUAAAAAAAUGUUUAUAAUUAGAAAAGAAAUAAUACAAGAACUAAAAAUUAAAAAUAAUCUACAACAUUAAUUAUGUAUAUUAAACUUGGAUGAGUAUAUUCAUGAUAGAUGGUAGAUAGUCUACUUAUUAUAAUAUUGUGUGGAUAUAAUAUUUUGACGCUACAAUAUAUUGGUAUUUUUAUUAAAUAGAAAAAUUUAAAUUUAAUAGAGAUGAAUACUAUAUUUGAUUGUUUUUAAGUAUACUGUUAAUCAUAAUAAUAAUAAUUAAAGAACUGACAUUGGGGAUGGGUGCGGUUACUGUUGUAGGUAGGUAGUGGGAAAAGUGGGAAAGUUAUUUAAGUUAUACUUGUAAGCAGCAAUAAAUCAUUGAUAACGAAAAACAAUUUAGAGAGAAGUUCAAAUAUACAUGUUUUGAAAGGUCAUAAUAUUAACGAUUUUCGUCAAAAAUUGAUUUUAAAACUCCUAUAAAAAAAAAGUACUAGGUACAUUAAACUAAAUUUUUUUUUUCGACCACUAAGUACAACUUAUCAUGAAUGUCCUAUCAAAUUUUUAAGAAUUUCUGUUUAACCUAACAAUUUUAUCCACAGAGUACCUACCAAAUAAAAAUUAUGUAAAAAACUUGCAAAAUUAAAAUGUCUAUAAAUAACUUAAAUUUUUAGAUAUUUAGUUUUAUACGAAUAAUGGAUUUGAAUGUCUUAACAAUCAAUUGGUACUUUUCUAUAUAAGUAAUAAUUAUUUUUGCUUUAUAUUUAUUCAAAUUAUUAUAAUGGGUACUUAGAAUAUUUAGAUUUAUAUAGCUAUAUAAUAUUCAAAUAUUCUAUUACAGUCAAAUUUUCGAUGUAUUACUUAUUUUUUCAAUAAAUAACUCAGAUAUUUAAACACUUUUUAAAAUUAUGUGUUCUAAAAUGUUAUAUUGUCUUUAUUUUUUGUGGGUGAAUCGGUUACCUACCUACUUUUGAUUUUAAAAUAGCAAUCUAUAUUAAAAUGGGUUGACGAAAAUCAAAAAUUUCAGCACCAACAUUUAACUACUUCUCCCAUCUAUUUAAGGCAUUUUCAAUAUAUGGGCUGCUAAUUGAAAAUCAAAAGUAGGUAGUCGUUUCACCUCUGAAAAUAAGAGUGAUAAAAAAAAUGAUAAUGUACAAUUUUAAAACUAUUUGUUUCUUAUGUUUUCAAAACAAAAAAAUUCCGAAAAACGUUAAUACUUUCCGAGAUAAUGUGUGUUUCUAGUUGAGUAUAUGUAUAUAAAAAUUCGAAUAUGUUUCUUUUAUUAUUAUGAAAACUUUCUUACCAAUAUUGAUAUUGAUUGUUAUAGUAAUAUUUUUAAGGACAUUUUGGAACUAAUCGAUUUUAACAUAACUUCCUACAUGGCUACAUAAUCCGUUAAAUUUCUCAAUGAAAUUACGGUUUAAAGUGUUUAUGAUAUUAUGUACCUACAGUGGCAUCACCGGUAGGUAGUUGAUGAACAAAGGGUAGGUCGGUUUUGACAUGUUGACAUUUCUUUUUAGUACCUACACGCCGCCGCGCCGAUUUUGUAGAUCUCCGCAGCGUGUUUCGGCAUCUCGUGUUUCAAAGGAGUGUCUACAAAAAGCGGCACCGACAAUAUAAUAAUUGUGCGGAUACGACGAAUGCUUUCUAUAUUAUAUUAUAAUUAUAAAAGAUGCAGCAGGUUUCGAUUUAAACGUUUCAAAAGACCGCUCAAACCUUUCAUGUCACCUUACACCGGAAAAUGUCUUUCAAUAAAAAUUGUUGAUUUUUUUAUCUUUUGUGCGUAAUAUCUUUUAUGAAUGAAAAUUUAGACUUGAAAAUACACCCGUGUACUCGUAUGUAUGCGUUUCGAAAUUGUCUACAACUGUUUUUAUUUUUUAAAGAGCACAAAUAUUUUUGGUCUUCACUACUUUUUUCAUGGAAUGGCGGUAAAAAAUAAAUAUAUAAACUCUGUUAAGAUUCUUUUAUUUCGGGCACGAACGUGUUAUAUAAUGCAAUUGCUUUAGAUUGGUCUGAAAAUAAAAAACAUAAAGUAGGUACUUACCUAGGUACCUAUUUACCUUUUGUAAAAACAAAAAUAGUAUAUAAGAGACCGGGAGAAAAAAAUCUUUAAAUCGGCUAUUUGUAUGCCGGGGCAGGCAUACACUUAUAGAGAGGGUUUGCCGUGAAACCGAAAUACGUAUUUAAUGGAGUUCCGGGUUUUCGGGACGAUAGGUAUAUAGGUAAGUACUAAAUUUGUGACAAACGACGUGACGUUAAUGGAAGUCGUGGGCGGCUUUUUUAAUGCUCCGCGUUCCGCUUUACUGUAAAUAAGAAUUCGGGCACGUUUUCCUAAUAAAUUGGCAAAGUGAAAAGGGGGGAAAAAAGGAAUUUGAGCGAAUAAAUUAAUAAAGUAUAUAGACCUACGUUUUAAAUAGAACAUUCGACGAAUGAAAGUUAUGUCGUAUAUUAUAAAUAUUAUUAUAAUUAAUAAUAUUUAGAUAUCUACCUGUACGAGCAUAAUCAUACUCGUAAUCAUAUUCUAUACGAACAUAUUAUAGGUACACAUAAUGAGAUUUUAAUAUAUAGGUAUUGUUUUACUUUCAUUGAAUUAAAAAAAUCGGGUCAGGAUGUAUAAUUAAGUUGGAACGACGGAAAAAAAAAACAAACAAAAGAAUCCUCCCCGAGGUGAAAACAAUAUUCGCUCGGUGUCCAGCUGUUAAAGUAACACGAAUAUUAGCGUACAUAAAAUAUAAAAGAUACCAAUAGGUACGUGAUCCGUUGUGCCUGAUAAACGAUAUUUAAUUAAAAUUGUCUAGGUAUAGCAGGGUAGGUAACUAUAUAAUGUAUCGAUUGAUGUUUCUUAAUUUUUUUUUUCUGUCGACUCACGUUGCCUCCAUUUCCACUGAGACCUCUCUUAUUAUCUCUGAAUCUUGACGUGGUGCGUUAUUAAUGUAGCGAUUUAGUUAUUAGCGGGACCGUCGUUGCGAUUUGUGUGGUCAUAGGAAAUUUAUGCAUUAUGACUCUUAUGUUAGUGGACAUAGUCUCUCGUAAAAUUUGUCUAGGAGGUUCACAGAAAUAUGUCUUGAGAAGAGCAAGUUUAUAUUAUCUAUAAACGCCUUAGUCCUUAGCAUACGUAUUUUGUUUGUAUAAUCCUUGCUUUUUGUAUAAAGCACAAAACCAAACGGAGUCCGGAAAAAUUAUCAUUUAUGCAAUUUUCGGAACGAAUCAUUGUGAUUGGUUGACACUUGGCGAUUAAUUUUAUGUAGUCAUUUACGUGUUGUAUUCGCUGAAAAGUCUUUAUCUAAAUAUAUAGCAUUUGGAAAUGAAAAACGUUUUAGUGUCUGUUAAAUAUUUUUCUAUCAGAAAUAUUGUUCUGGAUUAAGUUGGUGAAGAAGAAAUUCGUGUUUUUUGAUUUUCCAAACAGUUUUCAUAAUAAAUGGAAAAAAACGUAAAAGUAAAACAUACAUAUUUUCUAUUAUUAACUAUUUCAUUAUUUUAUAUUUUUUCUAAUUUUCUAUACCAAAAAUAUUACUCUCAAUUUCAAGAGUUAUCUUUUCUUAAAUAAAUUUUGUCUAGUUAGUGAGUUGGAAAGUUAUUUUUGAUUUUUCUGUAGUUUUUUAAAUAAUGGAACAAAACCGGGAAAAAAGUAGAAAGAACGGGAAUAUUUACGGAAAUAACUGUUUUACUAUUUUCAAUUUUUUUUUUUCUGUAAUUAUAUUAAAAAUAAUUGUAAAAACCGGACAUUUUCAUAAAAUUAAUUUGGCCUUUUCAAAUUUGGUUGAAUUUUUAUAACAUUCUAUCAAUUUUGUUAAACUGUUUAUUUGCAUUUAUUUACAUGUUUGUAAUUUUUUUAGCCUUAUUGAUAUAUAUAUAUAUAUAUAUAUAUAUAGUAGGUAUUAUGUGGAUAAAAUUAUUUGACCAAACAGAAAUGCAUGUAAAUUUAACACGAGGUUCAUAAGUUGUACUUAGUGAUAAAAAAAAAAAAAGUUGAGUAUAAUUUUGUAGUUUUUUUAUUAGAACAACUCUUAACUAGAUAAAAUUUUGAUGAAAAUUGUAAAAAUUAUGGAAUUUCUAAACAUCUAUAAUCUAUUAACGAAUUUAGCUCAGAAUAGUGCUACGUUAGUAAUGGUUUGUUGUUUCUUACAGAUAUAAAUUAAAUAACUUUAUGUAUCCUACUUUCUUAACUUUCCAUCUAUAACAGUGGCUCAUCCGUCUGUCAGUAUCAGCUCUUUUCAUACAAUAAUUAUUCCGUACAUAAUUUUACCACGAGUUUAGUUUAGUUUAAUAAAAUAAAAAUGUGUAUGAUCUUUUAAUUUGUAUAAACCCACAUAAGAGUAGAAAUCCUGGUCUAAGAAAAUCCUAACCUGACCAGUAACAAAUAAUUUAUUGAUUAAUUUGUCAUUUAAGUAUUUAUUGAGUUCUAGCUGAGUCAAAAUCUGUUCUAAACGUUCAGUGCAGUAAUGUUUGGUAGGAAUUCAUGUUAUUCGUACUUACGUUUAUAAACGAGAUAUUGAAGUAUUUCCAGAACAGAUAGUUUUUGACGUCGUAAACUUUUUCAAUGAUAUUGGCUCGUCUGUCAACUAAAAGAAAAGACUGCGUAGUUGUGUAUAAAAGUUUAUAAGAAAAACGAUUCUUCGUCUGGCGCCAAUGUCGAUAAGAAAUUUGCUGGGGUUGAUAUUUUGAACAUUUAUAGAUUGGAAACGUUAUUUUUAGAUUAUUUUUGUUAGAGAUUUCCGGCAAAAAAAAAAAUAAAAAAAAAGUUAAGUAUUAUUUUGAAAAAUAACAUUUCCCAUAUAAUUAAUAUUAAAACUCAUCAGCGUCAAGCUGUAAAAAAAAUGUUUUCCAAGUAAUAGUAAUAUAAUAUGUACUGUUUAUAAUUGUUCAUCGUUCACAAUCUUAUAUAUUAUUUAUUAUAUACUCAUAUAUCAAAUUGUGAUUGAAAAACCGAAUAAGUGCAAAUAUCACGUCACUAGUAUUGCCAUUUCGCUUAUAAUUGAAUAAUAUCAUUACUACCUUGUUAUAUCGCAUGCCACGUUAUUUUAGUGAACGCUGGACCUAACAUUAGUAAUAAAAAAAGUCGAGAAUUUUGAGGAUUUCGAGAAAAAUCAUUGUGUCCACAAAUAUUUCAUUUUUUAAUAUACCUAACCUAAUUAAAAAUUGUAUUUUUCGGAUUAAUUUGCCCCGAAUAUUAUGUUGUAUAAUAUUUGAAUAAUUCUAUUUUCUAAUAUCUAUACAAAAUAUCAUCUAUGAUCUCGAAUUUUCACUAAAAUAUUAUAGUCGUAUAUUAUUUGAAAUUAACAGGCGCGUGUUUAUUUAUGUGCGUUUAAAAAAUCGAAUAAAGCUAUAAGUUAGGUUAGGUAUAUUAUGUAUAUAUAAAAGUAACAACUAUAAAACAUAAUAAAUUAUUAUAGAUAUACCUUGGGUAAGCUACCCCAUACGAGUAUAAUAUUUUUGCCGACGAGUUUUUUCGUACGUGUUAAAUGUGAACCUACCUAUAUGUAAUAGAAAAAAAUCCAAAAUUCGUACGGUUUACAGAUGUUUUUUUGUGUUCAGCGUCGACCUCCCCUCCGUGCCGUUACUAAUUUUUUGAUGAUUUUCGCCGGCGGUGGCGGUCCCUUUGGCUUUUGCGAUAACGGGUCGUCACGGUUCAUCAUUAUUGUGGUAUUGCCACAAUAUACGCAAUGCACAUGUCGUGUUGUGGCCGGUUGCACAUUGCAUCAACAGCGGAUACGUCUGUUAUGCAUUUUAUAGUUCUUUUUGAGAUUUCUCCAAUAACCGCAGACGUUCAGAAAAUUACGACAGUAUUUCCAUGUCUCCUUUUCACGCCACCGCCGCCACCGCGUAUGUUAUUGUCUAGUACUUACAACAGUCGAUUUCUCUCUUUUUGUUGUUGUCGUUGCUCCCUUUUAUACUUUGUAAUUUAGGUACCUAUAAAGCGGCUAUUAUAAUACACCUCUGUACCGCAAAUCACGAUACGUUUAAUAUGUAAAAUAAAAAAAAAAAAUGUAUAUAUUAUCAAAACAAUUAUUAUUAUUUUCGAUUUUUCAACUCAAAAUAAUAUUAGUGUAUAGUUUAUAAUAUAUAUUUGAAUAGAACAGAUAAAACAAAAAAAUAAUAAUAAAAUAAUUUUAAUAACAAUUUUGUGAGAAACAGUAUAGAUUCAAAAUAAAAAUUGUUCAGGAGACGAUAAAAAACCAACAAACGAAUUUGUUUUCAAUAUGUUUGAUUUUAAUUAAAUUCAAUAUUAAUAUUAAUAAUUUUUGUACCUUUUGAAAAAAGUUAUUUAAGGUAAGUUUUUAUUGACUUAUCAUUAUAGCACGGAAAUAAUUAUUUUGGUUUUUAGAUAUCUAAUGACUUAUCACCUUGCAACUAAUAAUAUUACUUGACAUAAUAUACUUAAUAUCAUUUUUUCUAUACGAAUAAUCAUAUGACUUAUGUUCAUCACAAUUAAAUAUUGAUUUGUCACAUUUGUACAAAAAAAUGUAGUUUACAUUUUUUUAAAAUACAACAAUUAGGUAACUUAUUAAAUAAUUAAUAUUUUAAAAACGCCGAUGAGGUUUUUAAAAUGUUUUUCUCUACAAAUCGUAUAAUAUAGGUUUUAAAAUCGGUUUUAAAGGACUUUUCGUUUGUUUCAUGUGAACACAUUAUUACAUUACUUGUUAAAAAGAUAAGAAGGGCCAUUGGACCAGGAACGGAUGACAGGGUAAAUGUAUAGAUAUUCUCACUACAGAAGAUAUAAAAUAUUUUCAAUGACGAUUAACACCGAAAUUGAUUUAUUGAAAUAAUCCCAAUUAUUUUAAAAAGUAUUUUCGAAGCAUUUUGACUAUUUAAGUCCAAAGUUUUCAAAAGAUGGAUUCUAAUAAUCCAGUGAUUUGAAAUUUUGUCCAAAUGUUCUCCUCGUGCGUCGUUAAAACUUAUAAUGAAGUCUAUAAUACAAGUAUAAUAAUAUGUAAUAAUGUAUUUGGAAAAUAUUCAUUGCAUUUUUGAAGUUAUUCGUUGAAGUUUAUUUUUCGUUUUUUUUGAAUUAUUUAUUUUCGUAUGAUUGACUACCGCGUAACUUGGUCAUUUAUAAUUUUAUUUGUAAUUUUGAUUCUCGAUGUCUUUACAAUGAUAUUUUUAUUUUAGGUCAUUUAUUUUAGUUAUACAUACGAUUGGACUAUAAUAUUAUUAUGCCGCUUGUUCCUCAUCCUUGUAUUAUUUAUUAUUCCAUCAUACUCGUCUAUCCAUCACAGAUACAGGGUCGGUGGAAUCGUAGACUCUAAAAGAGAUAUCUUCUUUUCGUAUACACGUAUAUAAUAACAAUAAUAUAUGAUAAAUCGCACAUUAAUACAGACACAUUCCGAUGAACCGUAUAAAUUCAGAAGAGUUUCUCGGGCGAACCACGAUGGCAAUAUAAUGACGACGCGUCUCGGAAAUAAUAUAAUAAUGUAAAAUAUAUUUACAUAUUAUCGUUCCGGGUCAACGUGUCGGUGACGUAUGAAACAAAGACGUCUUGCAACGAGGCCGCGGUCUUCUCUUUAAUAAUAAUGAAAAAAAAAAUUAUCUUUUCUGUUUUUGGAUAUUAUUUAAAUUUAUUAUUAUUGUAGUUAUUACCGUCGAGUAAAAAACGGAAAAGAAUGAUUAUGAACGUUUUGUCUUCAUCAUACCCAAAUUGGGCGCUUCUGCAGUGGUGAAUGAGAAAGAUUUAUUUUUUCCGACCUCCGCAGAUUAACGCAUUCGUCUUCAUACACCUUUUCUGUAACGGAUUCGUGGUCGUACGCCGUGUAUUAUAAUUAUAUUAAGCUAAAACCAAGAUCCUAUAUAUAUAUUCGAAUUUAAAACUAAUUUCAAACGCUUAAUACAAAAUAUAUUCUAUGUACAUUCAUUUGUUUUUACAUUUUUAAUAAUAUUUAGAAAUUGAAUAGUAAUAUUAGGUAUACCUAUAGUAAUUUUAGAUUCGAAUGCAGCGGAGAGGUUGUUUUAAUAAAAUAGGUGUGUAGGCAUGAUUUUUUUCUUCGGAAAAUUAUUUUUAGAGAGCUCUAGGAUUUUGCACCUCAUGGUUCUUUGUUUGAUGAGUUUUUCUAGAUUUUCAAUAGUUUUCUUUUUAGAAAUUAAAAGAAAAUCGAUAACAAAUACGUCGGUAUGUAGGUUUUAAUUUAAUUUUUUGAUUUCUUCUGGUUUACAUGUAUUAUUAUUGAGUACAAAGGGCAUAAAACAUGACUAUAACCUUACAAGAUUACCGAGCUCCGCUUAGAAUUGUUUUUCAAUCACAAUGAUUUAUCGUUGUUUCAGUAUGUUUUUAUAAACAAAUUGUCUUAUAAUACUUAAAUAUUUUUGAUUAAUUUUUCGUUUAUUUAAUGUAAUUUUUAUUAGUACUAAUAUUGAUAUUACUUGUAAUUUUGAUUAUUACGAUAGUAUUAAUUUAAUUAAUGUUUUAGAUCGGGAUAUAUCCGGGAACAGUUUUGAGUAUGAUAAUGAUUGUUAAAAUUCUAUUGUGCAGACAACCUCAUCAUCAAAGUGUAUUAGGUAUCGCGGCUGUUUUGAAACAAUCUAAAUACAUCGUUUUUAAUGGACUAUUGUAGAACAUAAAUAACUCUAUUUUAUUUGUCGAUACUAAUUUAUACCCGAUGGGCUAACACAUGGGCGAGUGAGAAAAUAUUCAUAGGACCGCCAAUGUUAUUCGGUUUUUUUUUCUUCUUUAAAUUUACGACUGGAUUUACGAUUAAAUGUGUUAUUUUCCACAUCUUGUUUUAUCCGUCAGCCUUGUAAAUCUUGUUAAGAAACAAAAAUAAAAAAUAUAAAUACACAAAAUACAAAAAACUAAAAAUUACCUAUAGAAGCAACCGAAAAUCUGUAUAAUAUGUAUUAUAACAUUAUAGGAUAUUAUAUGAUAGGUUUUAUAUACCUAUUUUAUUACGUUCCUACGACUUUUGUCAAUAGAAAAAAAGGUUUUGUUUUUAUGGAAAUAUGUCGUGUUGAAUAUGUCUAUUCAAAUAGACAAGAAUAUCGUUUACCAACUUAGCAUUACCUACUUAGCUAUAUUAUAUUUAAAUUAAUUUACUCGCAGGGUUCUUAGUUAAUCUUAAUUUACCUUAGUUACUUAUUCAUCAUAAUGUAAUGUGUUGAUGUAUUAUUGUGCAUACAUAUCAAAUUAACUAAUCUUUUCAAUAAUAAUCACACGUACCUGGCUACUAUUUAAAAUUAUUCAUGGAUAAUGUUUUUCAAAAUUUAUUUUACAUAUAAUCGUGACAUGCGUAUUUUUUUAAAGCCUUCUUUGAUUACUUUUUUCCAUCUACCGAUGUUGUACUAUUUUGGAUUUUGAACGAAGCGAAGAAUCUAUUUGUUUUAAUACGAUGGGUGUUUAUUUUUUUAUUUUGUUUUUCUAUUUGAAAUUUUGUUUAGAAUUUUCAGUGUAGCAUAUUUUCUUAUCCGGAAGAAAAUUAUGACUAGUUAGUACGUAAGAACGUCGUUUUUUGAUUUCCCAUGUAGGUUUUUUAAUAGUUGUGAAAAUCGGGAUAAUUUUUGAGCUAUUCAUAGGUAUUAAACAUUUUCAAGUUUUUUUAGUUUUUAUUUGUUUAACAUGGAUAUAAUUGUUUGGCCGAACAGAAAUGCUUGAAAAUUUAAUAUGAGGUUGAUAUUAUAAGUUAAACUUGGAAGGUAUUUAAAAAAAUUAAAACAAUUAGCGUAAUGUAGUAGUUUUUUUUAUAAGUGUUUUAUGUCCAAAUUUUGACGAAUGUCUUAAAAAUUACGGCAUUUCAAAAUAUGUAUGUGUAACCAAACUUCGAACAGAAUAAUUUUUCGUUACUGGUUUAAAUUAAUUCGUUUUAUGUACUAUACCUUUCCAACUUUCCAUUUACAACAGUGGCGCACCUAUCAGCAGUAUCAGAUCUCUUUUUGUUAUUAUAUUCCAAUCUGUUUCAUCUUCUUGAGUUACCUUUUUUAGCAACUAACGUAAUUUUAUGAUUCUGUAAACCCAUAUUUUUUUUCGUAGUCUUCCGAUUAAUUUUGUAAUAUGUUAUAAUAAUUAUUAUAAUAUUUUAUAAUCAAUGGUUGUAUCAACCAUUGUUUAUUUUACUCGUAUACAAUUUUUUAUAAACAAUAAUAUCAAUAACGUGUUGUUGCAGGUAUUGUUCGAUUCAAAAAUAAUUCUAAUUUACGGUGGUCAUAUUAUAGGUUAAUAAUGUUAUUGUUAAUUUUAUUGCAAAUCUGUACAUUUAUAUACCUAUCAAAAUAUUAUCAUAUAGAAUAGACGAGUGUUGUUAACCAUUAUUUUAAUUAUAUGUAUAUAUUUAUAUGCAGUUGAAAAAAAAAUUGUACAAAUUGUAAAAUUUGAGUCCGACAAGAAGGAAAACGAAAGAGUGUAUAGGUUAUAGGUACUUACAGCUGCGUAAGAAAAAAAAUAAAAAUAGUUUAUUAUUUUUAUCAUUGUAAUAGCAUUUAUUAUAAUAUAGAAGCUGGCGGCAGCUGCGGGGGCUCUCGAAGCAUGCAACGAGGAAAUCUACAUACAGUUAACCAGAAGAAUUACGAGUGACACCUAUGCGUGUAAUGUUAAUUGCCUGGUGUUUAUAAUAACCACGCCUAUUUCCCUACUCUAUCCGAAGAAACUCUAGAACACAUUCUUUUAUAAUCUAAUAUUAUAAUAUUGUAUAUUCAUCGGGAAUAACGAAAAUCGUUUUGCGUCUAUAUAAUAUUAUUUUGUAUAUGAUUAUUGAUUACCUAUUAUUUUGUAUAGGAGAAUUUGGAUAUUUGCCAUCGUCACAUUUUGAACAAUUUGAGUACCUAUAUCAUAAUUAAUCAUGAUUUUUAAUUCCGUCUGAAUAUUGUUACUAUACUUAGUUGUAUAUGAAGAAAAAAAAAAGUAGAUGUAUAUGAUAUUAUUAUCUUGAUAUAGUUAUACUUAAGAUUAUUAGAGGACCGUGGAAUGUUUUGGUUUUACGGCAUUAACGGUUUUAUUAUUUUUGAUUAGGUAUUUUUGUUGUGAUUUAGUUAAAAAUAAUCGUAUAGAGAGUUGACAUUUUCACAGUAUAUACUAGUCUUUUCUAGACAUUCUGUCGAUUUUUGUGAUAUUAUUGACAUUUGACAUUUUAUUAGUUUUUGGUAAUAAUGUAAUAUUGGUUUUUGAGAAUAAUAAGUUUUUUUAAAAUUGUCUACUUUUUCGUCGAAAUUAGUUCCACUCUUGAAAUAAAUAAUAAUGGUUGUUUAAAAAUGGAAUAUUGUUUUGUCAUAGCAUCAAAUAUUCCAAUAUUUGCUCCGUCGCGAGUUUAUGUUGUAGUUAGAUAUUUUCACUUUUUCCUUGAAUUUUUGGGGGAAAACUGUCCGGACACAUCGCAUACAUUAAUACUCUCGUUAGAACGAUUUAUGUACUUUUAUAUAAGCGUUUUAGGUAUAAACAUUUUGUUGGUGUUCGCACGCCAAGUUUAUAUUAUUAUUAUUAUUAUGUUACUAAACCCCUUCAUUUCUUUUCGCUAAUUGACACGUAUGUAAAUUAUAUCGAUAUUUGUGUAAAAGAAUAUAGUAUAAACGGGAGGCGUGAUUCGCCCGAAACCAUUUUGAUUUUUGACCGGUGAAGUUAAUCGAAUUUCAACGUCAAUCAUUUAAUGGCGUCUUUAUGUAGGUAUUAUACUCGUACGUGUGUAGGUUAAACUACAAUAUAAUAUAAUGAAUAAUAAAAUACGUGGUAGCAUUUUCAAAAUAUUCUGGCGAUUUUUGAGCUAUUUAUAAAUAUUUGGUAUUUUCAAAUUUUUUUUAGUUUUUAUUUGGUUUUAUUAUGUGAAUAUAAUUGUUCGACCUAACAGAAGUGUUUUCAAAUUUACUAUGAAGUUCAUUAUCAGUUAUACUUGGUGUUCAAAAAAAAAAAGUUGAGGUUAAUGUAUAGUAGCAGUUUCUUAUUUAAAUCUUAAUUAUUAUUCAAUACAUAUUUAAACGAAAUUCGCUCAGAAUAGUCAACAAUGAGUUACUGUUGUGUAUUGAUAUAAAAGAUUACUCAGUAGUAUAAAUGACUCAGUGGCGUGCUGAACUCAACAUUUCUGAGACGCAAAAAUAAUUUGUUGGAACACCUAUAUCUCACUUUAUUACUCAAAAAUUAAAAAUAUAAUCCCAUUCUUUGAAUUUAUUUAAACACUGUUUAAAUACUAAUAGGUAGACCUUAAAGAUAAUUCAUUUUUCGGAUCCAUUUAUGCAUUUUUAAUAACGGACUAUAAUAAUUAUUUACAAAGUUAUCUAUUUGUAGUUUAAUAAUAUUAUUAUCUACUUGCAACAUUAUUUAUACUUAGUUUAUGUGUUUGAUUUCUAUAUAAGUACAAUAUUAAAUGUUGGUUCAGAACAAUAAAUUUCGAUCAUUACAUUUCACACCUGCAGGAUUUUUAGAUAAUAUGUUGUGGUUUGCCCGGGAGGCGAAAUGAGUCUUGUUUUUUAUUUUUUAUAUUCUAUCUUUAUCGCGGUGAAAAUAAAACCUUUGAGAUAAUAAAAGAAAAUACACUCGUUAUGUAAAGAAAUCUGUUUAAUUUAUAAUAAUAACCGACUGAUAACUAAAAUCAACGAUCGUGGACUUCUUAUUAUUGUAGUUCCUUAUAGCUACAUAAGGCCUAUUAUUCAAUACUGGAAGACAGUGUGUACAAUAUGUAGAUUGUUGCCACCGAUGUGGUUGUUUCCUCUGAUCAUGUAGUUCAACUGGUUCAGAAAAGAAAAAAAAACAACAUUGGUUAUUGCAGGUGUAGUUAAAAUAAUGUUCAAAUGUGGUAGUAUUAUUGGUGAAUCUCAGUAUAGUAUAUCCCAUACUUGUUUAUUAUAUUUGUCUUGCCUUCUCAAAGUAAUUAGUUAGUAUAUAUAUUAUACUUGUAUGUUAAUAAGAGUAGGUAUAUUAUAAUACAUAUUAUGAUGAUCAAAUCUCGUUCUUGACGUGUGUUAUAAUAUAAUUUUUUUUUUCCAAGACUUAUUUUGACGGAAUUUAAUUAGUAAGUACCUAUUACUUACGUAUUUGUAUACCCUUCUCGGUCAGUUAUUACAAUACAAAAUUAUAAGAAAGAUGAGGUUGGUAUUAUAUAACUCAAUAUAAAGAGGUUAAGAUGGCAUCAUUUUCUAUUGCAGUAAUUAUGCAUAAGAGGAAAUCGGAUUUAAAGAAAGACAUUAUUACCUUCCAACGGUGGCGUAAAGACUUUAGUCUGCACGAUUUAAUAAGAUUAGAGGGACUCGGACGACGAUAAGACCUACAAAUACUGUAUAAGUUACAGGAAUAGAUUGCAUGAGAGUAUUCGAUGGUAAAAUAACUACAGAUUCCGAUAGAAUUAAAAUAUAUUAACUUACAGAACAGGUACUUUCGCUAUUUUUUAUGGUUUUCCUAUUCAAAAAUUAAUAAAAAAGGAGCUGAUACUGCUAAUGGUUGUGCCACUGGAAAUUCGAGAAGAUAGGAGGCAUAGUGUUAUUUAAUUUAUAUCAUUGCUAACGGAAUACGAUUUUGAGCGAAAUUCGAUUAUAUGUGUUUUGAAAUGCCGUAGUUUUUACGUUUUAUAUCAAGAAUUGGACUUUAGGCACGUACAAAAAAAACUACUAUAAUAGGUUUAACAUUUUUUAUUGACUAUAAGAAAAAUUUAUUAAAAAUCAUAUAUUAAAUAUUCAAAAAUUUCUAUUUGGUCAAAUAAAUUUUAUCGACAUACAACCAAAUAAAAACUAAAAAAAACUCGAAAAUUACCUUUGUCAAUAAAUAUCUUAAAUAUUCUCGGAAAGAUUUGAUUUUUUUUUAGAAAAUGCAAAUAUAAUUAAGUAUAAAUUAUAACAUAAAUUAAAUUAUAAAUAUAAUUUGUAAAAAUGUCAGGUCUGUUUCUAAAAUUAAAAAAUAAAUAGACUAUCCCUUUAUAUCGCCGUCAGUAUACAUAUUAUUGUGUAUAUCGUAGUGGCCGUUGACUUAGCCAUUUUAUUAUAUAUAUUGUAUAGUUAUGAAAUUAUCAUUUUAUUAUACUUAUAAAAUAAUCGAGUAUAAUAUAAUAUGGAAGGGCGAUGUAAACCGUAACUCGUAUUAUAUAUUAUGAAUUUGAUUAAACACGAUAAUAUCCGAGGACAGUGAAUUGUUUUUUUUAAGAUAUUUACUAUAAAUGUGAAGUUUUACGGUUUCCAACACGUUGAUCCAAAACAAUAACAGUGUUGUUUCGAGUUAUUAAGUAGACGAGUGUGUGCUAGCUGUAUAAGUACAUGUAUUAUACUUUAUCAUAGGAUUAUUGUUAAAUGGCCUCCAUUUUCUUCCUUACAUAUUCAUUUGGCAUGUUCCAAUGUUUAUAAGAACGUGACCUCGUACUUAUAACCCUCUAUAUUAUAAUAAUAUGUCUUCCUUAUUCCAACGACUCGAAAAUAUAUAUACACACACAUUGCAUAUCACUACAGCGGUGGCGUGGGCGUUUGACACCCUGUCAGCGCAAGAUCAAUGUUUUCAAACCACUAACAAGAAAACAACUCGUGGUAUUUUAAAGAUAAUAUAUUGAAGUAUAUGAACGUUGCGUACGGCUGUUUAAAAAAAAAAAAAAAUAUAUAUAUAGAAAAUAUAAUAAUUUUUUGUCUUUGCCAUCUUUCGGAACAAAACAUUUAAAAUAACCACUAUUCAAUGGAUAUAUAAACGACAGGAAUUAAUUGUUUGAAAAUUAUAUAUUUGAAUGCUGUAUUUUCGAACUUCAAGUGUUUGAAAAGUUACAAAUUGUCAAACAACGAAUCACGUAUUUUAAUCAAUUUCAUAAAAUAUUUGAAUUACAGUUUUAAUAAAAAUUUGAACAAAUUUUAAAAUGUAUAAUGUUUGUUCUAUUGAAAUCCUAUCAUAUAUGGCUAAAAUAUAAUAUGAACCAUUGUUACUUCAUUCUAUUUAACUUUCAGUCGAUAGCAUCUAUUCAUUGAUACGCGGAAUGACUUUCGACCGGUUGAUCAACGAUUACCUAUAAUUUAUAAUGGAGUUAAUUAGCUAAUAUUCACAAGUUGACGUUAUUUUCACAGACUUCUUUAAGGCCUUUGAUUGUGUAAAUCAUUGUAUAUUCAUUCAAAUUCUUUUAAAUUUGGUUUUUUUUCGUGGUUUUCUUGGGUAAAAGUACAAAAUAUGUUAACUCCUCUAACAUUAUUGUUCCUACUCCAAGUCUAUCACCGUUAUUUUUUUCUCUACUCGUCUAUGGUGUAUCUUCUGUUCUACAACAUGCCAGACUGCUCAUAUUUGCCGAUGAUAUAUUAAACUUUAUAGUUAGGCGUGUUAGGGUUAUUCAUGACACCUUCCUUCUUUAUUCUAACCUAAACCGUUUAGUAUACUAUUGGGGCAACUCCAUUGAUUUUACAUUUAACAUCUCCAAAUAUCAACAAAUGUCUUACCUACGUAAUUCUCAUCGAACUAUAUUUAAUUACACUAUAAAUGGUCUUCUAUUAACAUCUACAGUUUCCAAUAAAGAACUUCGAUUUUGUCUCUUAUGCUAAAGUUACACUUAGAAGAAAUCUGCUAUUUAGCAUUUGAAAUCUUUGAAUUCAUCUAAAGAAUACUGUCAGAGAUUAAAUUUAAUCAUUCAAUUUUUACUGCUUCUUAGUUCGUACUUUACUCAAUUAUGAAUCUAUACUGUGGGGCUCCUCCAUAGCUCUUGAUUCGAUAGCAAUUAAAAUAGUCCACUUUAGAUCUUGUCUAUAUUAUAAAGAUCUACUACACCUUUCACGAUUAUGAUCUAAUUAGCUCUUUUCUAAAUCUCCAUAGUUCCGCUGACUGUAAAUGUACUCUGAAUCGUUCUUUCCUAAAAAAAUAUUUUCGGGUAAAAUUGAAUCCCCUGCACUUCUAUCUAAAAUUAAUUUUGAGAUCCUUUUUCGUCAGACAAUAUCAAUCAUAUCCUUUUAUAUUGUCAUAUUCUCUUCAAAUUAUUUACUAAACUCUUCAUUUUUCAGUCUUAUGCAUCUUGUAAAUGAAGACCCUACCUUUUUAAACUCAUUACUAUGUACAUACUAUAUAUAUGUGUAUGUUUAUAUAUUUUCAUUCAUAAGUAAUCUAUUUGAAACGGUAUUAUAAGUAUUUAAUAUAUCAAUUCUAUAUUUUAUUUUUUUUAUUAUUAUUUAAAAUUUAACUUUUUGUAAUUUAUCUUAAUUUCUAUGAAUCAUCAAAUAGUUUAUUGAUCAUCCACUAUUUACAAAUGUUGUAAACCUACAUUUUGGGUUUAUUCUGUAAAGACAUAAAAUUAACAGAUACUAAAAAUGUAAAUGCUACGUAAUAAAAAUAAACUAAAAUUUGAAAUUAUAUAAUAUUUCUUUUAGAAACUUACAAAUACCGUAAACGUGGUUUUUGAAUCUAAUAAUUAAAACAUCUGUAAUCCGUCAUUCUUUUUCUUCAUUAAAUAUUUUUAUCUUUUUAUUUGUUCGGCCUUGAAUGAUUAUUUGCUAUGGAAUUUAAAGCUUUAUUCUCAUCAAUUUGUAAAUUCCUGGUUGUUUGGAUAUUAAUCUGAGAGCUAUUUUGGUAUGAUUUCUGUGUUUUGAAUAUAUAAUCUUUCAAAUACAUGAUUUUGAAAUAAUUGACUCCCUCCUGUAUUACACUGUGUUUCGCUAAAAUAGUAAUACGAUAAAUACUUCAACGGGUUGUACUCGGAUCGGAAUGGGGUUUUUCUUGGAAGAAUCAUAGUAUCAAAAUACACAAUUAAAAUUCUAAAAAUGUAAGUUUUAUCGCUCAUCAUGACGUGUGUACGUAAUAAUAAGGAUUGAAAUUGGUUGAAAAUGUGUAUUUUGUAUAUGUACUCUUUACCUUACUAAAAACAAUUCAUUUUAAUCUUAGAGUCUAGCUGAAAUAUUUCGUAUUACCAUUUAAAUGAAACACCUCUGAUACUACUGUAUAUGAAUAUAUAGGGAGUAAUUUAAUAAUUUUUUUAUGAACGCUCGUUUUGCUUAUAUGUCACGGCAUCACUAACGAUGGAUUUUAAUUUGCGAGUUAAAUUAUAUACGUCAUAUGACAUUUAAUACUGCAGAUUGUGUUAGUUAUUAUUGCUACAUUUUUUUUCCGAUCGCAUAAUACGAAUAUUAAUAAAUACAAAAAUACAUCAUGGUUAUUUAUACGGUAAUAAGAAAUCAGUGUGAUUAUCAAUUUAUCUUGUAUAUCAUUUAUUUCGGUGGUUUCAUGAAGCAAUAUUAAUUGUCCUUACGAAAGAUAUUUGUUGUAGUGUAAGAAGUUGUGUGUAUCAGUUACACACAUAUAGGUGCUUACUUACGCAAUUGUAAGUAUUAGUUAUACUAUAGGUUUUUUUUUCGCCUGUAAAUAACUUUUCAACCAUAUACCUUGAUUGAAACAAAACUUAAAAAGAAAUUAUUUAUAGCAUUUUUGAUUUAGCUAGUUUAGGGGUGUAGGUAUUGGGAGUUUUUGAAAUUCUUCUUAACUUUCUUACUAAAUCGAAAAACUGGAAAUUUGUUUAUAAUUUUUUGUUGAAUUCUUGGCUGCAAGGGAAAAAUGCGACUAAUAAUAAUCCGCCCAGAAUCGAUUUUCGUUAGCAAUAGUUUAUCGUUGUAUAAAUAUAAAUUAUUUUUCUUAUACAUAUCGUUCCAUCCAACUUUUAUUUUAAAACAGCGGCACACUUAUCAUCAGCGGUAUCGUCAUUUUUAUUAUAUUAUAAAAUAUUUCUAUAAUAUAUUAUUUUGUUGUGUUAUUUUUAUUUAAUAAUAUAAGCAUUUUUUAAAUUGUAUUUAGUAAAUUUGUAGUGUUAAUAAUACAGUCGGUAUGUAUAUAUGCUUACUAUUUAAUUAGUUAUAUUACGCAUUAUGUAUUAUUAUAUUAUAAUAUACGAUUUGUGUUUUCAAUGUUUAUAUGAUAAUUCAAAUUCCACGGCUUGUUAGCUACAGAAAUUAUACCGCCGCCGCCGUUAUACUUAUACUUUAUAACGUUAUGUAAAAAGGGCCCACGGAGGGGAUACUCGUUAAUAAUUGCGGUCGGCUUGUAUUUAUAAUAUACGUGCUUUAAUUACAAUUUUGUCUUAUGGCUUUCCGAACAAUUUCCAUGGUACAGUUGUCUCGGUGUAUACGGUGUGUAUUCCGGGUGAGUGAUUUAAUUAAACGCGCGGUGUCUGUCUAUAUACGUUAUACGAGAAUAUUAUUAUUAUUAUUAUUAUUAAGAGUUGUGGCUACGUUAUACGAGAAUAUUAUUAUUAUUAAGAGUUGUGGCGAUAAAGAAGAGCAAACAGAAAAGAGUUUUGAAUUUACUUAAACGCGUAUGUAAUAUAAUAAUACAAUUUAUUAUAAUAUAUGUCUAAAUUAAAAUAAUAAUGUUGAGAAUUAAUUGCCAGUGUUUUAUGUACCUACGUAUACAAUACACAUAUAUUUAUAUAAUAUUAUAUAGGCGCAUUAGGCAUGUACGAUAUAUUUUUUUUUUUUUAAAGCAGCCGCCAUGUAAUAUGAUGAUUACAACGGGUUUUAUUUGUCGAAGAAAAUUUAAAUUUAAACUUCCUAUACACACCUAGCUGUCCCGCGCCCGGCGUUGCCCAUGCCAAUUUGUAUUAUUAUUAUUUUACCCAUAUUCAUUUUUGGUUUUGGCCGUGUCAGAAUUGAAUGAAAACAAAUAGAUGGAAAGUGGGUAGUUUACCUUCGGCGGACUAAAUGUGUUCUAUUGUGAAAUUAAUAAAAACUAAUGGUGUAAAUAAUAGUAAUAAUAAUAAUUAUAAUAGUUUUAUUUUCCGUAACGCCAAGGUAACCCUUGAAUAAAUAAAAAUAAAUAAAUAAGCAAUUAGAUAUUCGUACCAAAUAUACUAAAAACCUCUAUUUUACACCCUUAGGGGUUGAAUUUUCAAAAAUCCUUUCUUAGCGGAUGCCUACGCCAUAAUAGUUAUGUGUGCCAAAUUUCAGCCCGAUCCGUCCCGUUGUUUGAGCUAGGCGAUGAUAAAUCAGUCAGUCAGUCAGUCAGGACAUCUUAUUUUAUAUACAUAUAUAGAUUAUCAUUAUUUUAUUAAGCGGCGAAUAUUGAAAGAUGUACUGUACGUGUUUCACUGCAAUGUUAUAAAUAACUGUGAACAGGCUUGAAAUUUAAAUUUAAAAUUUUUGACGUUUUCUAUUUCAAUCUCCCUUUUUUUUUUUUUUUUUUUGUUUAUGUUUGUUCUUAUUAAUGAGUUUUACGUUAUAUUUUAAUUUAAUUGUAUUUGGUAUAAUGAUAAUGAUAUGAUAAUGGUGUCUUACGUUAUGCUGAUCGUGCUGUAUAGAAUCAAUAGGUCACGGCACACGUAUUCUGGCAUAAACUAGUUGUUUUUUGUUUUUUACCAACCGAUAAAAAUAUCCGAAGGCAUACGAAUAUUUGCCCUAUAUAGGUAUACAACUAUUGUAUUUGUACGGUCGGGGCUCCGGGGUCGUUCUGCGUAUGCGAACAACGAUCAAAAUAGCAUGUACUAAAAGCGUUCGAAUAUGCGCGGAAAAUACGACGAAACGAAAAGAAAAUUCGCGUCUUUAUAAAUAGAAAAAUACGACGAAAUUGUCGGGGUUCUUUUUGUCGACGUGUUUUUAUACACAUUUACUAUACACGGAACGUGUUUCGUCUGUUUUACUUACUCGACGGCUUAUUCGGACCGCGUUAGAGUGUUGGAAACACGCGAACCCGACGGGUCCCGGGCCCUCGAACAAUAAACGUAAUUAAACGUGCGUCGCGUAUUGCGUAUUCGAUAUUCUAUGUAUUUUUAUCGACCGACCGGCAACAGCAACAGCAUAUUAUUGCCGAGAGCGGUCGAGAUGGAGGAGUCGGUCGCGUCGUCGUCGUCGCCGUUUGGGUGGGCGCGCGCGGCCGAUUAUUAUUUCGCUAAUAAAUAUGUGCAAAACGGCGCCGGGCCAAAGGAUCGUGCAGACGACUUUUUUCUCGUGUGCGCACGCCGCGGCGUUUUUAUUUUAUUAUAAUUAUCAUUCCCCCCCCCCCCGGACCCGCCACCCUACGCGUAUCGCGUAUAGGUAGCAUUAUAACAAUAAUUGAGACGUUGCAGGUUCGCCCCGCGCUCGCGCGUAUAACGUGCCGCCGGUCGUGAUGCGAACGGCAAUAACACACCGGGGCCCGGACGGCGCGUCGCACGCGAUAUAAUAUUACCCCGAUAAUAGUGGGUACGCGUAACGUUACGCUCGUGCGUGCGGAUACGUACCGGCGCGCAGUGUAACCCCUUUGGAAAUAUUGUGCGCGAUACGCCAACCUGUUAUUAUAUUGUAUUGUGUUGGCAUUAAAUCAGCGCGCGCAGGGUCGGGGCGAGACGGGAACGGCGCGGCGCGCGGACGAGAGAUACGCGGGAGAGAAACGAACGAGCUCUAAUAACAAUAAUGAUAAUAACGGUAACAAUAAUAAUAAUAAUAAUAAUAAUAAUAAUAAUAAUAAUAAUAAUAUUGUAUGUUGUUUAUAGCUGCGGGUUCGCUCGCGGAUCGGGUAAAUUGCCGGAGACGAGUUGGAGCAAAAAAAAAAAAAAAACAAAAAAUUCGUCCGGACGAUAAUGUACAUUUUUUUUUCUACGCUACAUAAGCUAUCUACAGCGUGUACGUGCAGUUAUAGGUCCGGGGCGGGGUUUUUUUUUUUUUUUUUUUUUGUAACCCAAUCGUACACUAUAAUAUAAUAUCGCGGAUAUAUAGGAUAAUAUUUUCGCGAAAAACGACCCGAAAAUUUAUAAUUUUUUUUUUUUUACACGCCCUCGUCGCGGUCGCGGCCGUCAAUAAUCACAGGCCAUAAACGCGUCAGCCGGCCCUCGCGGGCGUGUAAAACCGUCGGAUGUUUAACUCGACGAUUUUCUUUCUUUUUUUUUUAUUUGGUAGAAAAAUAAAAUAUUCCGUAUAGACGAGUACCCAUUUUAAUAUAGUAUAAUCAUCCGCCGCCGUCGUUUACAAAAAUAGAUAUUAUGUAAUAUACUCGUAUACGAUAUUUUUUUUCUUCAAACUUACAAUAUGUUUACUAUUAUUAUUAUUAUUAUGGGUGGUGUACACGAUAUACACGUACUGUGUACGAAGACGUAUAUGUCCGAACAUGUUUUGCACAUUUGGUUUUUUUUUAAAUACAUUUUUAUUUUAAUUUCGGCAAAUUUAUUAUUAUUAUUCCAUCAUGGUGGAUAUUGUAUAUUAUAAUAAUAUUAUUAUAGUUAUGGUUAUUAUCGUAUCUCGUAAACACGUCCCGGUGUAUUUAUAAUAUGCUAACAGAAUUUCUACAAUUUUGUUCUGUUUUAUUUUACGGGUUUGUAUAUAAUAUCGUAGUUUGCCAACGUGUUAAGAUAAUUUUUUUGAAUAGAGUAGUAGUCGGUUUAAAUUUAAAUUUCAAAUAACUCUCUGACUUAAUCCGUUAUUGUUAUAUAUUAUGUUAUAUAAUAUACGGAUAAGAAAAAGAAAAGUUAACUUUUGAUUUCUUCCGUUGUUAUUUAAAUACAAUUUUAAAUUUAUAUUUCAAACGCAAUACCGAUUAACUUUGUGAUUGAUCGUUUUGAAUGUUUUCAUUAUUUUCGUUUUGUAUUAGACAAUAGUGAUUGCUGUAUACAACAGCGUGUACAACGAGUAUUUGUAAUGAUAUGCUAUUUAAGCUAUCAUACAUUAUGNACAUAACUAGGCACUCCCCGCCAUAUUUUCGUAUUACUACAUAUUCAUAAACAAAUUACAGAAAAAAACUACCAAAAAUUAAAAUUCUUUAAAAGCUCAAAAGUUUUGGCAAUGAUACCGUAAGAAAGUAAAUCAAAAAAGGCAACAAAAAAGAGGGCUUGUGAUUUUUCGAUUAAAUCAUUUUUGUUGGUAGAAAACGUCGUCCGUGUUUUUAUAAUAUAAUGAAAUCGUGAAAUUUUACGUUUUCCUACGUUUUUCUCUCCUUCGAGAGCAUUUAUUUAAAAAAUCCCUUUUUUUAAAAGUAUAAUACAGACAACUUGAGCUUUCAGAAAAAGGUGCUACAUUAAUACAUCGGAGUACAUUACACACGGAUUAAUACACUAGAAAAAAACGUGUCCACAGAUUAGAACAAUGAACAAAAAAGUAGAAGAAGAAAUAAACAGUAUUGUAAAACCAAUUGCUCCCUCGCUACGCUUGGAAUCUAAAAUUGUUUAUAAAACACAGGUGCACUCGUGUUACGUAUAAGUUUGUUAUUUGAUUAGGUCAUUUAGUUUAAUUUUUCAACGUACAGGUUUUUAGGUUAACAAAAUCAAAAGGAUAAUAAAACAUUUAACGUAACUUCUACAACUUGUUUCUAAUAUUAUAAGAAAGUUAUUAUUUUCACGGAAUAACUUCCGGUUUGACCUAGUUGUAAACUUUGUGAAUUUCGAAAACCUAACUCCGAAUCUAAUUUUAUCAGUUUUUCAGAACAAAUAUAUAAUUUAACUUUGAUAUUGGUUAGAAAUUUCGAGUGACUUGCUCAGCUUUAUUGACAGGUAUGUAGAAGGUGUCUUAUUGUGUUUUCUAAUAUUUUUUUGAGUAUUUUAUUUUUUAAAACUAUUUUUCAAUCAUAUAUUGUAUGAGGUGGACUUUCAUAUUUAGAGAAAAAUUAAAUUUAUAUUUUCAUCUCUAAAUCACUAUGUAAAACAACUUUUUAUUUGCUCAUUUUUCAAAAUUUUCAAAAUAGCUACUUUGCAAUAGAUAUUAUUAUGGAACCUUUAAUCUAACAUCCAUAGAUAGUUAUAAUACAUAUACUUAGUAAUAGCCGUUUUAGUUUCUAGAGAAAAGGUAUAAACAAAAUUAUAUUCAGUAGGUGUUACUAUUACGUAACACAAUGAAGAAUAACAAUCGCAGCACUAAAAAAAUAAUAACCACGAUAGAUAAUUUUAAUUUAUACACAUCCCUUCUCUAGAAAUUUAAACGGCUAUGACUAAAAACCUAUCGAAUCUGUUAUAUGUAUGUUUGAUAUAUUAAUUUUUUUGAGCAUAAUAUGUAUAGCGAGGUGGAUACUUUGAAAAUGUUGAAAAGUGAACAAUAAAUAAAAAGUUAUUUUUCAUUAUUGAUUAUGGGGUGUAAAUAAAAAGUUAAUUUUUCUCCAAAACUAUGACGCCCUCACACAAAGUCCGAUUGAAAAAAAUAAAAAUAUUUGAAUAUUAACAAAGAUAUACAAGAUAUCGUUAGUUCAUCAAAUCGAUCGUUUUGCUACCUAUAUAAUAUGUUACGAAUUAUUUUCUCCCGUUGUUUCUUGAGACAUUGACUUUAUAUACAACCACACUAAACAACAAAAAUACUACCGCAUUAUAGGGCAAUUAUGUAUGGAGCUUUCAAUUCAGUAAUUGUCUCAGCCACACAUUUUCCAUAUUUGAGUUAAUGACAUUAAUAUAGCUACUAAACUAGAUCGUAAAAUUCAAUCCGUAAACGGACUAAGUCAUCAUCUUUAUUUAAUAUUCACUAGAUGACAGCACCUAAAUCGUCAUUGCAUUAUAAAGUUAUAAAUAUUUUUAAGAAUAAGAAUGGAGAUGAAGAAUGGUGGACUAAUGGAGAAUGGAAUGAGAUUAGUCCGUUAUUGCACCGAAGGCCUCAUAUUAAGAUAAUAUAUCGACCAAAAUCCUAUUAACAGAAGUUUAUUAACCGUGGUCAUCGAUCACCGCGGCCGCGACACAAUCGACCAACUCGUAUUGCCUAUGUAAUAUCUAUACACACACACACAUGUAAACGGUGAUCAUACAAUGCUAUUAUUAUUCUUCGGUUUUGAAACGAGUGAACGUAUUUUGUUUUGUUUCUUUUUUCGUUUUUUAUCCUCCCUCUGAAUGAUUAAACGAUUUGGCCUCCGGAGCCGCCACAUCGACACAACACACAAACGACAACCAUUAACACUCUUAACGACUUGGCCGAAUCGGUUCGAUUAUAAUAUUAGAUAUUAUCGAGUACACUACUUUUCAACAGCCGCCGUUUACCUACCUACCAUCCUAUGCCUAUUUGAUGUACGUACCGCACUGAUAUUCUUGCCAUCAGAUGCUAUACGGAAGAUAAAUUUCAGUUCUUGUUUAAUACCGUUUUUUGAGUAUAACAUAUUAUAUAAGAAUAAAAGUAAUUGAGACAUUUUUUUCCUUUUUAUAAUUUUUAAGGCGAGCCGUUACCUAACACCGUCUAUCUAGUAUAUUUUGGUUCAAAAUAGGGUGGGUGGGUUGUCAUUAUUACAUGUUGUUAAAAAAACCCGUGUAAAUUGCAUUUAUUGUCUUAUCUAAUAUGUUUUUUUUGUUAAUAAUGUAUCAAUGACGGUAAUAUAUUAUUAUUAAAUCGGGUUGACGACACUGUUUUAUGUAGAAUUCCACGGUUACCGUUUGAUGUGUACAAGUUUGUGAUAAAGUCAACAACCAGACAAAUUUAUUCGAAUGUAUCGUAUAAUAUAUUUCAAUAAUUUAAGAUAACAUCACCUCUAAAAUGUAUUUAAAAUAAAAAAAAAAAACGAGAUGUAUCGCGUGACCGCUGUGUUUUUUUGAUUUCCUGUAAAGUUGAUAAAAACGAAAUAUUUGGCGUUUAUUUGUAUGUUGUACAAUUUUAUAUAGCGACUCAUAUUAUAUUAACAAUGAUUUGUCAAUAAUUCUACGAAUUUAUUAUUUAUCAUCUAAAUCUAAAGAUCUAUCGUUUUUGUUUUAUAUACGUUAAACACGUCUGUGCGUCUGUAGACAAAUAAACGAUAUGUGUCGAAUGUCGAUUAAUUUUCAAUCUAUACUUAUACAUAAAUCCACAAUCUAUAAGUUAUAUUUAAUUAUAUUUAAACAUAUAAUGUAAACCAUUUAAGAUUUAAAUGUAUAACAAUUAAAAAGGAUAUUAUUUAUAGUAAUUUAUUAUUAUUGUAUAUAUCUCCGCGUAAUGCGUAUCGUAAAUAAUUAUAAUAUUUUAAUAUUCUAAAUAUCGGUUUGGAGAACGUACAGGAACCUCCCUUUUUUUAAAUAUUUUGGUAGGUAUUAUGCGUAUAUAAUUUUACGAAGUGCAAUCUCCAUAAAAAUAUCAUCAUCAUAAGCGCCAAUUAACGUCUAUACAAAUCCAACGAUAAUUUUCUCCGAUAUAUUAAUUAGAAAGCCCAUGUACUAUAUAUAUAUAUAAGUAUACGUGUAAUAAUUAUGAUGUUACAAACAUAAUAUUAUGUUUACGUUUCUUAUGUUAUUAUCUUGUUUUUUAAUUUUUUUUUUUUUAAAAGUUUAUUAAAUUUUCUCAUCAUCGGUCAAUAGGUUAUGCAUUAUGUACAUGUAGGUACUUGUAUGUAUAUAUUUUUUUCUUGUUCCAUUAAUGCGUAUUAAUCAAUGAAGAUGACGUGGAACGAGAAAUAUGAAACAAAUUUUAUGUGUGAAUGCAUUAACAAUUCGAGAUGUAGUACAACAUUUUACUUGUUGUUUAUAUGUGUAUUUUCAAUAAAUAUUGCGGCGUAAAAUAUUUUCGUGGAUUGAAUGAUUCUAUAUUUUCACGAUUCUAAUAUCGGUGAAAAUCGUGUUUAGAAGUCAAAAGGUUAACCAUAAUAUGCAUAAUGCAUAAUAUAUACUUAUUAUACGUCCAACUAUGUAUAAGUCGAAUGAAUAAUGUUAAAAAUAUACGCAAUUAUUUUGACUUCCUGUGGCUUGAAAUUGUAUAGCCUGUAGUUAAAUAGUUUCGGAUUUACGUCAAAUCUAAUUUAAAUUUAAUAACCAUGUUUAAAUUAAAUCUUCACGUUGAAGUUUUUUUUUUGUGUAGCUUGAUAAUUUUAAAUUAUAUUACUGUUUUUGUUUAGUAAACAAAUUAAAUAUUUUAAUUUUACGAUAUUAUUAUGAUCAACGAAUAUUCUAACUUUUGAGCGAGGUAGUUGUUAAAAGACGGUUUUUCUUUUUCUAAAAAAAAUUACUUCUCGGUGUAGUUAUAAAAACACUCGAAAAAGUUUAUUUAAUCUAAAGCAGGUACUUACUUACUUUUAUGAUAUGUAAAUUGUCUUGUGAAUUUAUCAGACAAUGCGAGACCACCGCCUGAAAUAUUUAGCCUAUAACUUUAACUUUUAAAAUCGUAUUUAAUUGGAAUUUCAGCUGUUUUUCUUUUUUUUUUUUUUAAAUCCGGUAAAUGUUUGAAAAUCGUAUACCUUCGGAGCGUUAUUGUACGUAGUGAGUUCAAUUUUCCUGAGAUCACUUGAAGAUCUUCUCGGUCAAGUGGAUCGGUUCUUCCGUACACAACGACACGAUUGCGUUGUUUUCCAUUAGAGAAUAUUUUUUGAACGAAUAACAAGAGAGAAAAAAAAUGAUAGUCCACCGAUUUAAAUCUCCGUUCUUUAUUAUUAUUAAAUACACCGGUUGAACCGAUUCCGUGAGGCGAUAAGAAGCUGGUGAAAAAAAAAUCGGACACACCACUUUCAUCGUAAAAUUUAAUUGCCUAUAGGUUUAAUACUUUUUUCAGACCCAUUGUCCAGAAGAACUGCUUGUGUGUUGUAUUUUUUCCCCUUCUUCCAAUGCGCAGCAGUGUAGAUUACCGACGGAGAUAAUGCACUCAUCGGUUUGUCUGUGUUACUAAAAAUCGUAUUUUCUUUUUCGUGAUACUUUUUUUCAAUAAGUAAGUAUACACACAGGAUACCUACGCCGCGUUCCAUUUCUGUAUAUUUACUCACCGAAAACCGAACAUAAAUAAUUUAUCCGGUUCUCCAAUCUGAUAAUCAACGAACACGGAAUUUACACGGGUAAACGGUUGUUUGCGCAUCGUUUUCCGUCUCGUUAAAUUUAGAUAUUGAUACUGCUGCGCAAAUUGCAGACGGCUUUCGGACUUUUGGCCAGUUUUUUAAAACCGUAGGUACUAACUCUUUGGGUAUCGGCGAACGCAGUCUUGUUAUAUAACAAAAGGUGAUUUUUUUUUUUAUCACGAACUACAGCGAUUUUUUUGAUUUUUUCAGACGUUUUACUGAAUUUAAUGAUCCAAUUUACAAUUUACAAACAUUUUUUCAAUAUUUUACGAUAAUAUACCUAUACCUUUUACUAUAAAUAAAUACUAUCAAUUUUUGAUUUUUAAACAGCUCUAUCCAAAUCAGUAUAAACUCUGGAGAUUUGAAAAGUGAAUAUUUUUCUGAACAAGUUGAUAACUGUACUAUACCGCCGCUGCAGUCAAACUUAUAACAGUGUUUAAAGUUUAGAAAUAUUUUAACAGCGUUAUUGUAAAUAUUAAAAACACCUUUAAGUAUAGCCCGUUUCAUUAUGGAACUGAAUUCCCCUGACUAUUUUUCAUAAUAGAAAAUAAUAUAUUAAUAAUUAAUUAAUAAUAAUUAGAGAUGGCUGGUACUAAAUAUUUAGAAUUCGAUACACGAUACUCGUUUUAUUUCGAUAUUUGAUACUUGAUUCUCGAUAACUUAAUUUAAAAAUAAAACAAAGUACAAAUAUAAUAUAUUAUGUUUAUUGGUAGUUAGAACCUCCAAAGGCACAUCGUUUAUACUAAAGUCAUUUUUUUAUUAUGGGUAAAAUCCAAAAUCGGCAAAUCUCAAAAAUGCCCAAGAAAAACGCAAGUAUCCAUCACGAUACUUGGGCUAAACCAUAUAGCGUCUAUACAUUUCUAUUUUCACAGCAAAUAAGUACCAAAUUAAUACUGAGGACAGUGAGUGUUUUAAUAUAAUAUGUAAUAUUAGCAAUAAAUAAACAAAUAUAUUUUUCGUAUUUUUACAAUUAAAGGUGCUAACAUUUUAAAUUCUUAAAUUUAUUCAUAUUUAGUUAUAUUGGAAUAAUAAUAUUUAUUUGUAAAAAUAAUAAAAAAAAAAAAUGGUAUCUACUUACUGUGAAAAAUAGAAAUUAUGGAUACUAAUGUUUUGCCCAAGAAGUUGGUCACUAGUAUUUAUAGGUUUACCCGAGCAAAAACUGAAAUAUGAUAUUUUACCAAAGUAUCUUGGAUACUUCGCGUUUUGCCCGGAAAUUUCUGAGAUUUGUCCGAUUUCGGCUUUUCUCCGUAACAUAUACAAAAUCUAAUCUCUGUAGCUUAAUUCGGGGGAUCUGACGGGGGUCUAAAAAGCUACAAAAACACCCUGCUUCCGUUACAACGUGGUUUAAUUCGUAUUGAAAUUCAAUUUGACUUUUAUCACGUCAUUUGCCAACUAAACAUCUCUCAUUAUCGGAUUUGAGCUCGUUUGGGCCAGAGAGAACCACUAUAAAUAUUCAAAAGUAGCGGGGAAAAGAUAUAUAUAUAUGUGUGUGUGUAAAAGACAAAAUACAGUGCAAAUAGUCUCUAUUUUUGGGGGAAAUUCGUGACAGUAAAGGAUCGUGGUCUGACGGUUUUGAAAAUAUUCGAAUAAAAUCAAUAUUAACAAAUAUCUAUCGCUCUCGAAACCUUCAUAAAACUGAUUAUCCGCCUCCCAUUCGCGCGGACAGAAGAAUCGCCUUGUAUACGCGACCAGGUAGGUCGUGGCUACAGUUAUUAUUAUAUUCGUAUCGGGUGUUUUUCGCUCGUUUAUCGUUAUUUAUAUUCGGUUUUGCGCGGCGGUUGCGGCAUCGCCUAUAAUAUCUGAUCGGCAGGUACAAACGAGCGGAUGGCAUCGCGUGGCACCUGUUGUGGGACCAUACUAUGUGUAUGCGUACGAGCGCGCGUAGCUGCACUACUGUCACGGAUCGAAAUCGGCCCCGUAUUUUGCUCCGGCCGCCAGAUUGUAUCGAGUCCGAUGACGCUAAACACAAUAUCCUGCUCGCCCGCGUUUUACCACGGCCUUUGGGUUGUCUCGGUAUAAUAGUAUACGUAUAAUAUAUACUUAACGAUGAAAAGUGGCGAGUAGCCGCUAUCUCGUAUUAUAUUACAACGUAUACCUCGGUACGCGCGGUGCUGCCCUGCGCAUUAUAAUACGAAUGAACAAUAAUAUUAUAUAUACGAUAAAUAUUAUAAUAUAUAAUAACAAUGACUAUGUACGAUGCACGCGACUGUCUUAAGUAUACAUAUAUUAUAUAGUAUUUAUCAAUACGGUGGAUUCGAAGAGGAUGAUACGAAACAUAUAGUACACUGGUGUAUAGUGUUAAUAGUGGACCGUGUGAUGCGAUCAGAAGGAUUUCAAUCGGGACGAAACAUACAUUUUACGAAAUUAUUGCGAGACCUACGACGACGUUCAUGCGGGAGGCACAGAACGCGUUGGGCAGUAUUAAAACAAUAGUUAGAGCAGAAGACGAGCGGAGUAGCAUAUUAUCAUAACAUCGUUUAGAUUUGGUUGAUGAUAAAACGAGAGAGAAAACAGACUGAAGAGUUGGUUCGGACACGUGCGAUGUGAAGAGACGAAUCAGAAGCUGCAGUAAGAAUAUAAAGCUAAUUUAUAUAAUAGUUGCAGAUAAAAUUUAAUGUAAUAUUAAAAUAACAAUGAAGGGCUAAUCUGUGCAAUAACAAGACAAGUCAAAAUUGUUCAAUUGAAGGAAAAAAAUCAUAAAUAUAUGAUGGGAUUAUUUGCCAUAUUUUUGCCCAGAAUUUGAUUGAACCAGACAAGUGACAAGUUUCUACGUAUAUCACUCUGCAUCCGUAAACGGACUUGCAUUAUUGUUGCACCAAAUUAUGGAGCAUUUAUUGCUCUAUUUAUACUAUCGUCUCUAUAUUUGUCGGUUUCAGUAUUUGAGCGUUAAAUUAUCGCAAAAGAAAUAACUGUCGAAAUCGGUUGCGUACAGAUACGUGCCGAUUGCAGAUUGUAUCGGCGGGGCCAAUGACGCUAUAUAAACACAAUAUCCUCGCUUCUUUUUACAUAAUAUUGUUAUGCGGUCGGUCGCGCGGUCUGGGGGCUGUCUACUUAUAACGAGAAGGUGCCGAGAAACCGCCAUAUUAUAUAGUGUUUGAACAGACGGUUUAUAAAUUUAAUAAUAAUAAUACCUAUACGUAUAGUCAGUACGAAGCCUUUUGCGCUUUCGAGUAUUCAGAGUUCAAUAAAAUCCAUUGACGCUAUAAUAUAUACAUAUAUAUUCUUUACUGUUAUUAAUGUACCGCGAUGUAUAUAGGUAUAUGCAUAGGAUCUGUACUGUACAGCUGGUGAUUUGAAGUCGUUGGUCUGACAUAGAAACUCAACAGACGUUUUUUUAAUAUCGAUAAUUUAUAAUGUAUAUAUUAUAUAGUUAUAUUUUUUAUAAAGGUAAUAUUUUUAUGAAUUCCAUCUUGAAAUCAAAGCUCCUGUUGCAUUUUGUUAGAGUAUAAAUUGAUGUUUUGAUUUUUUGGAACAUUACAUAUAAUAUUACCUAUUAAUAGUAUGGUUAUGAAAUAAUCGUAAAUGUUAUUUAAGUGUAUAAUGCUACUGAACGGUUUAUACGAUUAUUAUAUUUACGAUAAAAAAUUAGUUCUUUUUUUGAUUUCUGUUUAGAUAAAUUUCAAUUUAAUGAAAUUCAUCUAUCGAAUUUUUUUAGUUUGGUUAUUCCCCUUGUUGUACUUAGUUUGAAUAGCAUGGAAGUAUAUAAACUGUUACAAUAAGAUUGUUUGCGUUUUACUUAUCUCGUCUCAAACAGAUUAAACACGUUUUAUUUGACAAACAACUUUGACUAAUUUUUGUUUAAGUUGUUAUUUCGUAAGAGCUGUACGCACGUAAUAGUGUAAUAAAACGUUGUAGGCCCUUACAAUUAUUUAACUAAUGAUGAUAGGAUGUGUUAUUAAAAUUUUUAAUACUAUAUAAUACAAAAAAUACAAAUAAAAAAAAAAAAAAAAACAUAAAUGUUAAAAUGUUAAAUAAAUAUUCAAAAUAAAAAUAAGUUAAUAUUAUUCAUGGUUGUUGUAGAUGGGUAAUUGGGCAGGUAGGAUAUAAGGGUAAUUUGGUUUAUAUUACUGUAAGCAACAAUAAAUCAUUGCAAACGAAAAACAAAUCUGAGCGGAAUAGCAUUCUAUCCCUCUCAGAUUUGUUAAUGAGUCGUGUUUUUGUUUUUAAAUUAAAAAUAGUUUUUAAACUAAUUAUUAAUUGUUGUAAUAAAUUGUUUUCACAGAGUUUCAAUAAAAAAAAAAUUAAAAAUGCCCGACUUAACGGGUUAUAUCUAUUUGUAGUGUACUAUAUAGAAUGGAAUGAAAUACAUAAAUGUCCUUUGAUUAUAAAACAGUGCUUAAGGAAAACUCGUGUAAUAUUUAUUAGGGUGUCAAACAUUUCAAAAAUAACCUCUAGGUACAUUACUUUAAUACGUAAUAGUAUACAUGACAUAUUUUGUUUGUAGUAGAAUCUUUGUAGUAGAAUCAAAAAUAAACGUUAUAUCUACUUGCAUGCGUUUACAUCGGAAUAACAUAGUUUAUUUGUAAUUAAUAAUAUUCUGUACACAUACACAUUUCACCUGUUAGCAAUAAUAUACUUUAAGUACACCUGUAAAUUCUUAGAGUAUAACUAAUUUACUCUUAUAAAAUUAAGAAAGAAUAUGUAUGUAUUAUUGUGUUUUUUUUAUUUUCUACUGGGCUACCAUAAAACCAUGUUAAUAUAGCUGCAUGUGUAUGAUAUAAUAACAGAGAGGAGUAUACAGCAAUUGUUUAUGAUUCGGUUCCGGGAACCUUUGUUAGGGUAAUUAUUUGUUAGAAGAAUGAGAAGUAUAGAGAAUAUAAUAUAGUGGGUACAGUAAAACAAAAUUUACUAGCCCCUUACGUAAAUCAUAUUUGUAUAUAUAUUUUUGAAAGAGUGAGCAAGACCGACUGAGAAAGAUAAUAUAUAGGUAGGUACUCGGUGUAUAUAAUAUUAAUGACCGAUUCUAAUGAUAGACUAGAUCAUAAUAAUUAGUCAAUGCUCCGUAUAAUUUCCAUUUUUUUUUUUUUUUUUUUUUAUUAGUAUAAUACUUAUUAAAUAACUUUUUGGAAUCAUAUUCACAUGAUUUAUAUUAUGUUGUUUUAAGAAAACCCUGGAGUUGUAUAAUAACGAUCAUUGUAUAUUAUUCGAUUCCUAGAGUACUUUUUUUUAUUAUAAUUAAUAUAGUUACCUACAUAUAUUUGCGCAUGUUAUGCAAUCAAAAAAUUCUUAUUGAUUAGUGAAAAAGAAAAUCUUACUUUUUGAGAUUUGAUGUUUUUUUUUUCAUAUUAAUAAUCCUAAUAAUCAAAAAUUAGAAUUUAUUGCAGCUCUCCAUACUUUCUUGUUGUAAUUUAGUAAUCCUUUAGAUCCUUGUAUUUUGCCUUAUAUUCAUGUUCUUCGUGAUUUGAUUCACAUAUUCUUAAUUUCAUUCAUUAAUUUCUCUCUUUCUGCGUAUCCUUUAACAUCUCGUUUGUCUAUAGUUGUCAAGUUGUCAUACUUUAGUAUAUUAUAAUAUGUCCUAGGUAUCGUCUUGUCUCUUUUGUUUUAAAAAUAUUUCCAUAUAGUUGCCGUUUUUCCUUGAUUUUUAGUAUUCUUCUGAAGCACCAACAUGAGUAAUUAUAACAUAUAUAAUUCUUAGUACGCAUUUAAUAUAUUUGAAUAAGUUCCAAGUUCUUAAUUUCGUGGGAUAAAUAUAAUAUUUGUUUAUUAUUCUGGUGUAAUUAUUUUAAAUUGUUUUGGGGUUAUAUAUUAUAUGUGUACACAUUAUUAAAUAUAAUAUGUAAGAUGAGUAUAGAAACUAUUUGUCCUAAAAAUUUAUUCCUUUAAGGGUUUUUUGAAAUCGGAUAUUUAUCUUAAAUUUAUUCAUAUAUUCCGUUUUUUUCCUUUCGGUCUUAUAAUAAUUGUAAUUUCAACAAUAAUUAUUCUAUUUGACAUUUUUAUUUUUAUGUGUUUUUUUUUUUUGGUGAGAAUAUAUGUUUUUUUCAUAACAUACUUGUAUUAUUCUUAGAAUAUUUGGAUACUAUUGUGAUUUCUGGUAUCUGAUAUAGUCGCAUUUGAAACACUGUGGAAUUGAAGGAAGACAGAUCAUUUUUACCCCCAGAUAAUUUGUAUUGCAGGUGGUAUGAAUGUUAGGUGGAGAUUUAGCGAUAACGUUUGAGAUAGAAAGAUAUAGAUUGAUAUAUAGGAAGAGAGAGAGAUAGGGUGAGAGAAAGAGAGAGAGAGAGAGUAAGAGAGAGAAAGAAAGGGUUGUGGAUAGCAAAUAGCCAUAUACAAACAUUCAGCUGCAGUAAUCAUUAGUUCAAAAAAUAAUUUGGGAUUUGAGGCGUUAAAAAAAACGUAUUUACCACUCAUUUUAUACUCUUAGCACUGUGAUUAUACGUAUAAUAUAUAGACAGACGCACGUCCGUUCAACACGUAUUUUGUUCUCUUUGUUGUGUAUAGAUAGGCACCUACCGUUAAAGUCUCUUUCGAAAGGUGUCCGAAUCUUGUCGUGUAUUAUAGUAAUAAUAAUAUUAUAAUACCUAUCCGUGCAAUUGUCUUAAACGAUUUUCGUUUUUUUUCUCGGCCAUCCCUAGGAAGUAGCCGGUGCAACAUCAUCGCCAUUCUAAAUAAACGUAAUUAUAGUUUAAAACGGCGUAUACGAGCUUGUUAGAAAAAAAAAAAAAACAAAAACAAAAAUAUUUAUAUAUAUAUAUACACAGUAAAUAACAAGGUGCCAGGUGAACCGGCACUGGUCAGGUCUCGUUAGCAUGGUAUUUAUUAGCCGGGCCAAGCACCUUCCAACACAAACAAGUCCCGACAACCUAUAGUAGGUAUUAUACACGUUUAUAUAUAUAUAUAAACCCGGCGUUUAGUCAUUAAAAUAUCCUGCCGAGCCACCUAUAUAAUAUUGUUAUUUUAAUGUACUCAUGGCUUUUAAUUUUUUUUUAAUAUCUAUUCUAAAAAUUACGCCAAUGAUGUUUUUUUUCCGCCGUAGAGAGGAAGAGGAUGAGGCGAGGGACAAAAUAUCCGAAAAAACCUCUUUAAACGUGUGUUUAGAUUACAUAACGUAUAAAUCAUGUGAUUUGAAAAUACAACACAUUCCGGUCGGCGCGGCGGCGACUGUGAACUGUGGCGGCGUGUAAGAAGGCGGAGUUUUCUUUGCUCGAUGAUAUAUCGUUCAUGGGGUAUAAAGAAAAAAUGUACUGCGAGACAAAUAAAUUCAUAAACUUUGGCGGUUUCUUAUUAUAUUAUAAACCUAUAUACUAUGUAUAAAAUCGAAGAGAUAAGAAUUACCGCAGGCUGCACUGCCUAUAAACUUCAAUGUAUCGAUUUAUUUUUAUAAAAACCGCAACAUCCAUAAUAAAAAUAUAAUAAUAUAAUAGUAUUACGAAUUAUGUAAAAAUAUUCACAACGUUAUGAAAUUUAUUAUAUUUUACGCUACCUACAUAACUUUGCAUACAAUACAGUCUGAACCAGCUGCAGUAGAGAGAAUAAGCGCGUUAUAUUAAUGUUAUUAAAAAUUCAUUUUUUUUUAAAAAAAAAUAUAAAUAUAAUUUAUCUAUAUGUUUUUAAUAGAAAAAUUAUUGAUAAAAUAUAUACAUUUUUUAUACUACUGAUAAAAUUUACAAUAUAGUAUUACCUAUACAUUUAUACUAGUAUAUUCGAUGCAUUUGGAAAGCAAAUAUUGUAUCAGUAUAAUUGCAAGUAAUUUAAUUUGUAUACCUAUUUAAUGUACGCGUACCUAGAGAACCUAUAAAGUAAAAGAUUGAAUAGCAUUUUUAGUUGAUCUAGUAUGUAUAUUCGUUGACUGCCAUUUCGUAUGCUAAUAAAUGUUAUCAUUGAGAAACCGUCAUAGUAGAAUUUGUCGUCUGUUUUUUUAACGGACAAUAUGGACAAAAAUGUGUUUAUGUGAAACAAACUAAAAUGUCCUUAAAAUCGGGUUUAUAGAUAAAAAAAAUAUAUUAUAUGAUUUAUAGAUAUCUACAUUUUGAAGACUAUUACUUCAUCGGCGUUUCUUAAAAUAUUUAUAUUUAAAAAAUUACAGUUCUUUUUUUAAAAAAGGGCGUAAAAUAUGUUUUUUGUACCUUCGAUGGCGAGUUAGAUAUCUGGAGAAUUAUAGAACACCAACUUUAAAAUGUUGUUAAAUACAAAUAUUUUAAUCGGUGUUUUGUUUCUAAACCAAUUUUAGAGACCUUUUAGUUUGUAUUAUGUGAACAUUGCAUUUCUCGAUGAAUUGGUCUUGAGAUAGAAAAUGUAACACUGUCUUAACAUUUCAAAGUUCAUAAUCUUAGCAAAACAACGUAAUUUUAAAUAAAUAAAAAAAAAAUACAUUUUGUUUCAGUAAUUAUAAUUUUAAUAGAUUAUACAUGGAACUAUAAUUACUUAACAUUUUGUGUCUAGUCCGCACUGUUCGAGUGUAAAAUAUGGUAGUUCAUUCAAUAUUUUGAGUCGGUCACUAUUCUGUUAUACGUCUUAGGGAAGAAGGGGUUAAGCCAAUUUUUGUCGUUUGGUUUUUCUUUUAAUUUUAUCUAAUGUAAUUUUUUUCCUUUAUUUUUUGGUCUAAAUUUCAUAAGUGAAUGUGUUUUCAAAAUUUAAAUUGCUUGUAUUGAAAACUAUAAAACAUUUUCUUCUUCCCUGGAACCAAAGAUUAUAUAGGCUCUCUAUACAUAGACGUGCCUAUGCGCAACUGUAAAAGCUACAGAUAUUCACAGAUUUAAUGUAGUAUAAUAUUAUUGAGAAUUUCAUCGUACAUAUUAUUAUUAUUAUUAUUCUGCUACGAGUCGAUCCGUAAAAAACACGUGUCCAGAGCGUAUUAUAUUGUGUGCAAAUCGGAUCGCGCAAUCAGUCGAUCGGACCUCACGUAGAAUUUUAUAUAUAUUAUACGCAUAAUAAAUAUUAUGCGUAUAAUACAUAUUAUUAUAAUAUACAAAUAGUAACAAGGGUUCUCGGUCUAAAUAACAUAUUCAAAUGGAUUAAAAAAAAAACAUGAUAAAUGUGGAUCACCACUCCGCGCGCGCGCGGUCAUAUAAUAUAUAUAAAGGGCGAUCAAUCGAUGACAAAACACACGAUCAACUCACAGGAUGUUUUCGCCAUUGUCUUUUCUCCGUGUCCGCACUAACAAUAGUUAGUCAAAUAAAUAUUAGUAUAGGUACCUUUAUACACAGGUAGUCAAAGAGAAAUUCAUGUUCUCGCGCAUUAUUAUUACGAUGCGCUCAAGAAGAGUUAAUGUAAACACGAUUUUUGUUGAAAAUUUAAUAAUAUUAUGUUACGGUAUGAGUAAUCUAAACAACUGUUAAUAGCGGGUAUUCUUCGCUCGCCAAUAUUUUCUUUGUAAUUAUCAGUAUUUAAUUAUAGGUAUAGUAAAUAAUACGGUAAUAUUAAGUUGUUUUACCACCACAGAUUGGUUAAUGUACUCAUUUUUUUUCGUUUUUGAACACAUAAUUCAUAUUUUGCUGUACAUUAUUAGGAUAGAUCAGCGAAAUAGUAAAUAUUAAUUGGUAGGCAUUUAGAUUUUGUACAUAGUGAGUCACACCAUGAAUUACGGUAAAUCAUAUUUAUUUAUGUUUAUUUUAAACAUAUAAAAGAAUAAAGUUAAAAGACUGCUGAAAAAUGAAAAUGUGAACAGUAUUAUAUUAUAAUACAGUGUUUUAAAUGUAUACGUUAUUUUUUUUUUUGUAAAACUAAAUAAAAAGAUACUUCGCGUUAUUUUUUAAAAUCAAAUAAAUUAUAAAAAACAAAAAAAAGUAAUUAUUUAUAUGUCAAUUACUUAUACCUAUAAUAGUAAUCGUAUAGCACCUUCCUAUAAAAAAAUCCUAAAUCCACCCCUAUUUAAUAGGUCUUCACGGUAACAAAAAAAAAAAAAAAUAAAACAAUUUUUUAUAAUUUAAUCGGUACUUAAUUUGAUUUUAAGUACUAAAAAAUGCCUGGCCAAAUAGAAUGCUUAUCAAUUUAACGCAAGGUUCAUUAUAAUAGUAUUGUACUUAGUGUAAAAAAAAAUCGAACGGAACGUAGUAGAUUUGUUUUUUAUAAUAGUUUUAAUUUUAAUUUUGACGAAAAUAGUAAAAAUCACGUCAUUUUAAAACCCACACGACUGAAUUACGACUCUAUUGUAGCUGUAGUGCUUAUAUUAUUUUUUUAAAUCACCGUACUGCAGGUACAUUUAUUACGAACCGUGAUAAAUUCAAGUGAAAAAACUUCCCCGACAAAUAUUCAAUUUUAUUACUUGAUAAUUUAGGUAGAUGUAUAUAUUACACAAACUGCGUACAGUAAUGAUUUUUCUUUCAAACGAUGAGAAAAAAAAAUGUAUACCAAGUGUGAAUGUUAAUAGUAUUAUUAUCUUAACCGUUUUCAAGCUUCUGUUUCUUGGCAAUACUAAUAUAAUAAUAAGUAAUAUGCUUAUUAUAGUUAUAAUUAUACCUUACAUUCGUAUGUAGACGCAAAUAAAAUGCAAAUUUUAUUGAGGUUUUUUUUAAACAGGUUGUAAUAAAGACGAAUGCGUUUCGAAUUAUCAUGUGCACUGUGCCCGAAUUAUACCUGUAUCAUUAUUUUGUGCAGUAUUAUUUUAAAUGCUUCCUUUCUUUUAUUGCUAAAUUUAAUUUAAUUUUGCUAAAGGUAAUAUUAUAUUAAAUUCGUUUUUGAUUUUAAUAUACGUGAAUAAUAAUAUAAUUUAUACCUACUUCAAUACCAUGUCGUUUUGGUGUUUUAGAUUCUGAGUGUAGAAAAUAAUGUAUUGGAUUUACUAAGAAGUUUAAUUUUUUUUUUUUUGUAUACUGUGUACAAAAAUUCGACUAUAAACCUUGCUCAGAUAUAUACGCGCGGCACCAUUUUUGAAAGGAAAUUUUGUCUAGAUGGUACUUUUGGGAGGUCAUUUUUUGAUUUUCCAAGCAGUUUUCAUAAUAUCUGGGAAAAACCAAGGUUAAAACGUAAGAAAUCAGUAAAUUUACGAAAAUAAUGCUUUUAUUAUUUUUCAAUUUUGUUAUUUGUUGUAAUUUAGUUAAAAAUAUUCGUAGAGACUUGAAAUUUAGACAGAAAACUUAUAUUUGCCUUUUCUAAACGAGGUAAGCCAUUUUUUAUGUAUUUAUAGAAAUUUUAGUUUUGAGAGUUUUGUACGUAAUAUUUAUUCGGUAGGUACUUUGUGUUAAAAUUGUUAGACUUGAACAGAAAUGCUUGAAAAUUUAAUAGAAAGUUCAUUAAGAGUCUUAUUUUGUGGUAAAAAGAAAAAAAAUUAAGUUUAUUUUUUUUUUAAAGGAGUUUUAAUAUCAAAUUUUGACGAACAAAUUAUGUGGCAGAAAUCUAAUUUUUCAAUUUUUUUUUUUUUGAACACGUGUAUAUUGCCGAUUUAAGAACGAUAGUGAAGUCAGCAUUAAGUGGACUGACUAAGUUUCGAAAUUAUAGCUUUUUGAAGUUCUGAUAUUAUACGGAUAUUAUAUGUUAUGUUAAAUAACUUUCUAUUGUCUCAAGAAUAUUUGUCUUGAUCUAAUAGUUAUUUAUGUCUAUUAUCAUCCAAGGGGUUCCUAGUUCAAUCUAGUGUGACGAAAAAAAUUGUUUGCAUUUUUUUCCCUCUUUUACCUAAACAAGGAAAAACAAAUUUAUUUUUGAUGUACCUAGAGACUUAAGCUAUCACUCCCUUAGACUAUUUUAAUCGCAAAAUAUCCCUCGAUUUCCAUUGUAAACUUGUCAACCAGAAAUCUUGUUUGGAUGUAUCAAGUGUAGCUUAUUUUCUGAAAGGAAAUUUUAUCUUCGUGGUAAUUUAGAGGAAGUCGUUUUUUGAUUGUUUAAGCGGUUUUCAUAACAUUUUAGAAAAACCGGGAUAAAAUGUCGGAAAAACAAUUAAUGUACGAUAUUUAGGUAUUGGUAAAAAAAAUAUUAUGGCCUGUUUUAUCUUAUUUUUUCUGUGUACAAUUUUUCUACCAGAAAUUUCGCUCCAAUUUAAAAUUAUAGCACUUUCUGAUAGAAACCCUGACUGAAAAGGGAUGUAAUUUUUCGAUUUUUUCAGGAGUUUUCCCAAUAAAUGGGAAAAAUCUGAAAAAAGUAUGGGGAAAUCGGUACAAUAUUAAAUAAAUAUUAUUAAAGAAAAUACAUAAUGCCUAUUUAAUUAUUUUACCAUAAUAUGACAAAUAUAUUGCUGACAAAGCAUCACUAUCAACCGAACUGCGUUUAGAAUCGUUUUUUCUUUAGCAAAGGUUUAUUGUUGCUUACAGAUAUACAUUCAAUUAUCAAUAACAGUGGCUGCAACCGUCUCCAUUAUCCUAGAACGUCUUUUUUUUUUUGAAGAUGAUAUUUUUUUUUGUGGUUUUUUUUUAUCGACUGCAAUGUUUAUGCAAUAAAAUUAAAUGCCGGCAAUUUUAGUAGAUAUUAUACUCGUGUAUAGGUACUGGGGCAGACUUAACCAAUAUCAAAUUCCGCCCGUUGUUUUUUUUUGUGUUGUGUAUUUUUCGAGUUUUUUUCUUAGUACUUAUAUGUCUCGCUACAGUCUAUAAAUUUCGUCGACCAAACUGUAAAAUACCGAUGACAGUAUCUGAUAAAAACUGUUUUAAUCCACAAUUCUAUACUAUAUAGUGGUAUUCCUUCUAUAUAAAAUAAUAUACAUUUUUUUUAGCCAUAUUUUCAUUCGUUAUAUAGUAUAUUAUAUUAAUUUUUUUCACACGAACAAAAUAAUACGUUCCCCAAGGUGUUUCUAUAUUAUAUUAUAACUGUAUUUCCUAUAACUAUAGUUAUGCGUAGUUAUUUGAAUAUAAAUUAUAUAUUUUUACUUAUUUAUUUUACAAACUAAAGUUGCCUAUUACUAUUAUAAGUAUAUAAUAUUGUUAUACCAAUUUUUCGAUAUAACUUUAUUCAUUUUAUAAAACUUAAAGAAAAAAAAAUUGUUAUAAUAGAUAAUGGUACGUUGGUUUACUAUUGUUUUUGUGCUAAGUAUCUUGGCUACAUAAAUCUACGGCUGUGAGCUCCGCUUAGAAUCGUUUUUUGUUUGCAACGGUUAAUCGUUGUUUUCAGUAUACCAACUCAAUUUCCCACCGUGACUAAAAUGGUCUAACCACGGUGUGAAGUAUUUCCCGAUUUGUUUUGUUUAAAUGCGUUUAUAAUACUCAGUUAAAAAUUUUCGAUAGAUAAUGUUACAGUUAGCAUACUACAUUUUAGCUAUUCUAUUUCAUGAAAUAUUUAUCAUUUUAUCAUCAUUGUAUCGCAUAUAGUACGACCAUAUAGUAAACCAAUUUUGUCUGAAUAUAUAAAACAUUCGAAUGAUAAUAUUCCGUUUACGUAUUAUACACUGUACCUCUUGGCCAUCAUUUAUAAUAUUGUAUAAUUUAAAUAUUUCAAAAAUAAUAAUAAAUAAUUUUAAUGACGCCCCCUGUAUAUAUUUAUAUAUACAAAUACCAAAACUAUACGCACUGCACAUUAUUAUAACGUACCUACCUUAUAUAUAUUAUUAUAUUCUUGUCUUUACCUUUUAUGUACUUGAAUUCACUUAUAAUAUUUUAAUAUAAAUUACAAAAAGGUAAACAAUAUCGCGGUAUAACGGGUGGUACAUACGGUUUUAUAUAAAAGCGGUUUAUUUCCUUUUUUAACGGAAUUUAUUUUUAAUCAUAUUUCGUUUUUUCGCCUCCUAUAUUAUAGGCGAUUGUAAAAUAAAAUAAUAUCACAUCGCACAUUCAUGUAUGCAAGGAACUAAAAAAAAAAAAUACAGAUACCAACAAUACUGUUUAUUCUGCGCAUUUAAAAGUUGUCGCAUCGUGUUUGCGGAUUUUGCGUUUUUAUACUUCGAUAUAGUAUAAUGUAGAUAAAGUGUAUACAAAGUUUUAUUUCAUUUUUCCAUCGUGGUUAUUGGUUAUAGAUUCUUUUUUUACAUUGAAGUAUUCAAAAAUUUGAAGUGGUGAUUCUCGCGCGACAGCUGCUAUAGGGCGACGACGGUACAAUUUCGUGUACGUUUUAUUACAUUAUUACCUUAUUUUUUCUUUUUAAUAUGAUUUUCUCCAUUAUAUUAUAUAGCAAUAUUGCGGUCAUAAAUACAUAAACCACCUUUCCAUCACCCAGCAGCAGUAAACAACAUGUGCCAGGCGCCUCUUUUUAGGUAUAUAUGUUUCUAAGCCCGCGGCUCCAUAAAUCCACAUCUUUUUGUUAUUAUUAUUAUUGUGCACCUAAACCUACAAUUAGCUUCGUAUAUUGGGAUAUUAAUCGCGUUAUAACAAGGUAGGUAUCCCUCGGAAAAAAAAAUACGAUUCGAUUAUAUUUUAACCCUAUAUUUAAGGUUACAUUAUCCAUAACAAUGUCUAGAAAGGGCUUUAUAUAAUAGUACUGCAGUUUUGAAGGAAAUUACCUACCGAAAUAGCAAUAAUUUUUAAAAUUACAUCAUAUGGAAAAGUAUAUCAAAAUAUAUCUCGUAAUAUCUAUACCCACCCACGUAAAUGUUUAAAAUUAGUUUUUAAUAAUACAUAUAGUUUGAUAUAAUAUAACAUAUAGACUGAUUAUGUUAGCGAUGUAAUUUUUAAAUGUAUUAUUCUUAUUGGGAGCGAAUACACUGGAAUCAUUUAGUUCAGUUCUGUCGUAUUCCGAAUGUGACGGAUUAGUCAAGAAUUUUGACGUUAAAUCAGUAUUUUUCGUUCAGUUGCUUAAAUACGUGUUUUGACAUUGUUCGUCUUUAGUCAAUUUUAUUAAUAGAUGACAAAAAUCGGUGUACGAUAGAAUAAAAAACUGAACUGAACGGAAUAUAACUAAGACAUUUAGUGUGCUCCUUAUUAUAAUAUUUGUUCUGAAAUUAUCGUAUUAGUGUAUUACAUUCAAAUAACCGUAUUUUUAAAACAUUAAAUUAUUGAUUUACUGUUAUAGAAAUCGUACGUUAUUGUCGAUUGUUCCCUACUUGUGGAUACAUUUAGUGGCUUAUUUUAGACUAAUUGAAUUUAAAAUAAGAAUUUUCAGAUUUUUUUAUAGGUGGUUUAAAGUUAUAAAUGAUUAGUUGAUCUUCAAUAUGAAUUUUACUAUGUUGUUGUGGAAGGAGGGUGUUUUCUAAAUUUGUACAUCCAUAUAGAUCCACCAAAUGAAGCCAGGGGGAUACAAUUUGUGUAUGCAUGGUAUAAGUAUCAAGGCUGUAUCUUUUAGGGGUUUCAACUUUCGAUCUCCUCUCCAACUAUUUGUAUGCUCAAAUAAUGUUAUGUAUUCACGGGAAAUACCAGGUUUUAAAUACCCCAUGUAUACUUAUCAAAGUAAUGAAAUAUUGUGUAACGGCAACCAGUCGGCUGGAGGAAAAUCGUAUUUUAUUGAUAGAGCUCUGCUGUUCUUAUUAGUUGUUUUUUUUUUUUUUAAAUGUAUAAUAUUUGUAUUAAACCCGGUGCUGUUUGGUUAGGUUAUUCGUGUAAUAUGUGCACAUAUCGUAUACAGUUAUGAUCCGCGGUCGUAACUUUUUGGUCGACAUUGAAUAUUGAAACGGGAGAAUUGCGGGCAGUUGAUCGUGAUUUAAAAAAAUAUAUGGCUUUGAUCGUUUACUCUCACGUAUCUGAUUUAUGGAUGUACUGUCCUGCGGUAAUGUAGUUAUAUAUAGGCUAUAUAGCCUACACUGCAAUUUGAUUUUUUUUUUUUGCUAUUUUCCACCACUAUAUCAGUAAAUAUAUAUAUAUAUGUAUAUGGGUAGGUAGGUAGGUAUGUGGUUUGAAGAUCUUUGAUGUAGAGAAACUCGUUUGGCGAAGGCAUAUUGUUUUUUGUUUUUGUUUUUGAUUUUUUUUUUUCCGUUUCGUAUUAUCACAUGUCUAUUUUUCCGUGCGACAGACAGGUUGGCGGCGGCCGCGGAUCUAAAUUACAAUUAGUUACUUCUGUUUAAUUGAUCUGUCAUCGGACCGUUGAUUUAUCGGUGUACCGUAAUAAUAAUAAUAUAAUAAUAUUAUUAUCAUUCGCGACGAGAUCACAUUUUCGCGUCUAGUCCGUGGUAACGGUAAACCUCUGUGUCGCUGCGCGCCGCUUUCUCGUGUUCAAUCGUUUACUUUUAUUAUUUUACCGUGUUCAAUCACGAGGUAGGUACUUUUUUCCACCCAAGCUGAAUUAAAUUUAAAAUAAUAAUAUUUUAUACGUGACGAGAAAUAUAGGAGUACCCAAUACAAAAAAAAAAAAAAACCGAGUACUUAUAAUUUAUGUUUUUAACUUUUUUCAUCGAAACCAAAAUAUAAGUUGAUGACGGGCCCGAAAUUUAAUGCGAAAAAUAAAAGAACUGAUACUUUUGAUGUCUGAUAGGUGUGCGACUCUUGUAGUUUGAAAGUUAGGAAAGUAGAAUAAAUAGAGUUAAUUAAUUUAUACCUGUAAGUGAUGAUGAUAAAUUAUUGCUAGUGAAACACUAUUCUAAACGAAAUUCGGUUAAGUAUAAUUUCUAAGAUUUUCGUUAAAACAUAAAAUUCAAAGAGCUUCAAGAUGGAGCAACUACACUACGCCCAAAUUUUUUUUCCCAAAUAUUAAGAAUAAUAUAAAGAAAAUCGAGAAAUAUAACAUGUGCCGAUUAGAUAAAAUUUGCUUUUAAACCUUUGCUUGUGUUUAUUUUAAAUUUCUUAGAAUUAUUUUUGUUACAACGUUCGUCCAUCGACAACCUGUAUAGUCGGAAAUUCCUUCAUAAUGGACAAUCGGAUAUAAUGGCAGAUAUCUCAUUAAUACAAAUGAUAUUAAUAUUCAAUGGUUCGCAAUAUUGCCAGUAUUGACCGGUGUUACCGAUCAAAAAUAUUAUUAAUGUUUUUGGGUUUUAAACUAAACUUAUUUUUUUUUUUAGGGGGACGGGUAUUUGAUAAUAUCUAAUCCCAUUUGUAGAUAAUAGACUGGAAAUGGUCCGGAAUCACUGUAUUAGCGAUAAAUUUAUACAAUACGAACUAUUUUUCAAGUUGUUUUUCAAAAUUAUUUUACGGAAACAAAAGCUACAUGAUAUUGUUAUUAUUGCAUCAAUCAACAUAAAAUAUUGGCUAGUUUUUUCCCCUUAUUCAAUAAGGCUUAUUGUGUUUACACGAUAUAAUAUGUAUUAUAAUAAAUCUAUUCUAAACACUUUCUGAAAACUGUACGAUUCAAGGACAUUUUUGAAUAUAUCUGUUGAUUUUUCACGUGAUAAACUUCAACCUUUUCGAUUUUAUAUAGGUAAGUACAACAAAAGUUGAUGGAUGUACCAUAUACGAUCAUUAUUAUGUCGAGAAACUUGUUAGUUAGUUUAUGUUCCAGUCAGUCUUGUAUUAUAUUUUUUGUCCAUGAUUAUCGUAAUGUCAUAAGUUUAUAAUGAUGUUAAUAUUAUUAUUAAUAAUCGUCUUGCGAUGUAGUAAAAAUUGUAUUUCGAUAAUAAUACGAAUAUUUCGAGGAGACUCAAGUCGGGUUUAAUCAAUUAGACACCACUGUUUGCCAUGUGUGUGUAUCGUAUCAUGUUGGUGACCGCGGUUAGGGUCGUUCGCUAGUUGUACUUAAUCAUUUUGACAAUCAGACUUCGGAAUCUGACGUUAAACUAGGGAAAUUUUCUUUUACGCGGGACGCGCACGCCAUUACACUGACGUAUCCGAAACCCGAUACUUUAAUUUUUUUUUUUUCAGUUAUUUGCUAUGGACAGCCAUACGUAUACUCGUGUGUCUGUUUAUGUUUUUAUACGAGUAUAAAAAUGACCGACUGGAUGAUAUUAUACGAGCUCGUACGUUUAUAUAGCCCACAACCUCAGAUCGUAUAUACGAGAUAACUGGCGGUCGGUUAUUAAUCCACUUCACAGUCAAUUGGAAAUUAAAAAUAAAAACACACACGUCUCGUUCGUUUAUUUUAUAUGAGAUGUAUAUAAAAAUUAAUUUCUUAUGAAAACUAUAAAAUAAUAUGAACCGUUUUACCGUAUCUAUAGUUAUUUGUCAACCUGCCCUGAGAGAAUAAUAAAGUUACUGGAUAAAUAAACUAUUAAUAUUAUUACUACAAAGUAUAAUACCAUGCAGUUUACGACAAUUAAUAUGGUUAUCGUUCAAAUCUAGGAAAGCAUCCUCGUAUGUUAAUUUAAUAAUAUUUAACUCUCGAUCGGGUGUGUAAGUAAAAUCUAUUAUUUUUCUUUAGUAUAUUUUUUCAUCUUAUCCUUUAAAGAUUUAUGAUAAACAAUAACCUUACUCCCAAAUAAAUUUAAUAUUUUCUUUAUAAUAUAAUUUAACGUUAAGUCAUCAUAAUAAUAUUAGGUAAAUAUAGCCCCCUGGUUAUGAAUACAUGUUUCUUCGGUUUAGUGAAUUGUUAGGACCACAAUCUACAUCAACAGUGGCGCAACUAAGAUUCAUCUCGGGGGGGGGGGGGUUAAUAACUUUCAUCAAAUUUCUGUAAUGGUUUUCGGGAUAUUAAAUUACUAAAUAGGGGACGCGCGCGAAGUAAAACAUAUACGUAUUUAAAGUUAUAAUAUAGGUAAUGGUAGUUAUUGCAACACACAUUAUGCAACUAUUAUAUAAGUAUAAUUAAUAAUUAAACGUAAAAAUAUUUUUCGGGAGGGUUGUAACUCUCUUCCUUUGGUUGCGCCACUGUCUGUCAAUAAGAGAUCUAAAUAAACAUUUUAAUAAAUGCUUUGAUACGAGCUGUUGUAACAUAUUAAAUGGUGCAUACAGACUUAGUCAAUAAGAAAAAUCGACGAAAAUAAACUUCUUAUAUUUCUCGUGUUGCCCGAAGAGAAGAUAAUCAAUUUAAUAAAAAAAAAAAAAAAAAAAAACCGCUAUUACAAAUCAACAAUUCGUUUAAAUACUUACUUCAUAAUAUUAUAUGUUUUAAAUAGAAAAACAUUUUCAUCUCAAAUAAUAAGUUUGAAAAUCUAUCGAUAUUAUAAUUGGUUUUUAUAGGUAUUUAUAUAAAUGUAUAUUUGAAAAAAAAAAAUACUACAGUUGGAAAACGAGUAUAUUUGUAAUACUAAACUGUAUUGGUAAAUAAUAUUUAAGUAAUCGUUUUUGGUUUGCUCCAAUACUCAGUUAUAUAUAGUUAUGCAGUGAAUGUAUAAAUCAAAUAAUUUAUUUUCCUGACAAAUAUGUAAAAGCUAAUGUUGUUUUAUUUAAAUCGAGCGCAUAUACAGUUUAAAUGUAUUCAUUUGCAUUUGCAUCAUGAAGAUCAAAAUUAAAACAAUACAGAUAAAGUUUAUAAAAAUAAUAAAAGAAAAAUUGUUAAACUGCAGUAACAUUAUACCAUGAAUAAUAUUAUUAUAAUAUGCAAUUUAAAUUCGUGAGUAUAAUUACAAAUGUUAAAACUGCAGUUUUUAUGUCGAUCCUUGUGUACUGGGUAUAACUUAGCAGUAGUAUUUUUAGAAUGGCUCUGCACUGAAUAUUGUCAUCAAGCAAAAUUAAAAUUAAAUAUCCUCAAAAAAAGACAAUUUAAUAAAAGGAAAUUCAUAAAGCAUUAAUAAGUUAUUAAAAGGGUUGUCAAGGAGUGAUAUGACACCCUCAAACAACCACCCCGAAAGCACGCUCUUGAAACUAUGAAUACCGUUUGAUAACGUAGCAUCAUAAACAUAAUUAUUAUAGGUAGUUUAUUUGGGGAAUUCAUCUUCUGUUAGUUUCGAAAUAUUGUUCGAGUAUUUUUUCGAUAUAGAAAUGUUUUUUUUUUUUUAGGAUAUCUGGACAAGUUUCUAGUGAGAUUUAUAUUUUUUUUCUUAAAUAUUCGAAUUAACACAAUUAUUUAUAAAUUAUUACCCUGCAAGUUAUACCGUGUCCAUGGCACAUACUGCUGCACUGUAGGUACCUACAUUUACGAGAAUCCCAUCGUUGUGUUAUUGUCGCUUAUGAUUUAUACGAUUGCCAUUUGCACUUAAUUGGUUGAGUGAACAUCGUGUUGGCCGGUAAAAAAAAAAAAAAUAAAAAAUACUAGCCAUCGUUAAAAAAGUUUGCACGGAGCAAAAUGUUAAUUGAAAAUUAUUAUUAAUAAUGGUCGUCUUAGAGGUACCUAUAUCAUAUAUUUAUUCCGAGUAUUUAUAUGUACGGCAAUGUAAUUUUGUAUACAUGGAAAUUUUUAUUUUAAUAAAUAGAUCGUCCAAUAAAGUGAUCGUGUGUCGCCAUUUGUCACGGGGCGCCUUCGGGUGCCCCCCCGUAGUGAUGAGACGCGUACGUGUUCCUCACACACUGAUGUAUGACUUUUUAAAAUUUUAAUCUAAAAAAAAAAAAGGAAAAUGUGUACACAACCGAAAAAAUUAUAAUAUGUAUGUAUACCAAAGACCGCCCGCGAGUGUCCAACGUGUUUUUUUUUUUUAUUAUUAUUAUUCCCUAAUUUAUUCCAACUUCUUUUUCUAUAAAAUAUACGAAACCUAUUAAUUAUGCCAUGUUUGAUCGUGUGAAUUUUUUUUAUUAUUAUUUUUUUUUUAACAAACCGUUUUGCCGUCGAAACACAAUUUACGCGUGCGAUAUAUUUUAUGAUGAAUAAUGUGUGCAUCGACUCACUCGCCUAUGUAGUUACCCGUGUUUAUUUUAUUGCACAAUCUAUACUAUAUUUUAUUUUACGAUACGCAUUAAUAAAUUAUUAUUUUUAUUUUUUUUUCUAUUAUAAGGUAUAAUAUUUUGUUAGCGAGUUAGUUUUAAUUAAAUUUGUUCCACACAUAUUUUUUAUUUAUACAUGGAUAUAAUAUUUUAUAACUCGUAUCUAGGGAAUACAUUUGAAAGUAUACGUUGAAGUCAUGCUUAAAUUAUAUCGUAAAAUAUGUAAUCUAAUUCAUUUGUUAUAGGUUUGUUAUUAUUUGUAUUAUUAUUACUAGCCGUCCCGCUUCUGGCGUUGCCCGUGCCAAUGUUUAAAAUUAUUUUUACCUUUAUUCUCGUUUUGCUUUGCCCGCAUCGGUAAAUUGAACGAAAAAAAGUAGUUGGAAAGUGAGUAGUCAAAAAGUAGACUAAAAGUGUUCUAGUGUGGCAUACAUUUUUUUAUCUGUGUUACCAUGGAUACCCGUACAGAACAGGCAUUAAACUAUAUAUCUACUGUAAUAAUGCUAAAAUGAUAAAGAUAUAAUAUUACUAUAGUUUUGUUAGGUACUAUACCAAAAAAUAUAAAGAUUCUAAGAUGACGCUUUACGUAUAUUUACUUUUCACUUUAUUACUUAUUAUGUGUAUUGGAAAUAUUUAAUUUAUACAUCUGCAAUUUUCGUUUGGUUGUAAUAAGUUCUUGAUAAAUUGUAUUUUCACGAAAUUGAUUCGUGUUCAUUUACCGGUUAGGCCGGUUAGGGGACGGCCCUUUGAAACGAUCGAGUACACUAUACGUGUAUAUAACUAAUAAUAUAGUUUUCGAGCGAAAAUCCGAUUACUAUUCGUUUUUGGUCGUGGACUUACAACGCUAUUUAGUCAUACAAUUAGAGAUUGCUCGACCGGCUUGCUCGCGGUGCCGAGCUCGGUAAUAUUCGGUCUUCUAUAUUUAUAAUAAUCAAAUGAUAAUCGGACCGGAUAAAAAGGGGACUCGACUAUAGAGCACGUGAAAUAGGCUAAUUUCCGUUGCAACACAAAGUACAGUGACAACCCUUGCUGCAACUCGUAUAAUAAUACUAUUUGCAUAUUAUUACAUUUGAACACGGAGGUGGUGGAUAAAAUAUUUCGUUGUUAUAUAUUCGCUUUGGAAAUUACUGUUUUUUUGGACAGGGGAGGGUGAGGGUGAGGGUGUGAAUGUCGCACGAAAUCGUCGUUUUCCAUCGGGUCUCUUACCGAGCAAUAACAGGAAGUAACCAUUACGCUGUCGAGUGCUGCAGACGCCUCCCCGUUUUAUAAUAUUAUUUUACGCGGCAGUUUAUUAACCGUAUCUCCAAAAUUACCGGUGGCACUCGGGGGCCGAUACGUUUUUACGUCGUGUGUUAUUUUUUUGAAUUUGAAUUUAGAUAUCCGUAACGGACCUUCUAAUAUUAUACUGCAGCAGGAAACUGUAACGAUUACUAUAGUAUAUUUAUGUUAUUGUUGUGCCUAAAAAGGUACUUUAUGUUCGAACGAUGGAAACGGUCAUGAACACGAUUUGGAAACGACAACGAGAUAAUUUUAUGCGACGACGACGUCGCGGGGCGUAAAGGAAAUAUUAUUAUUGUUUUUUAUUGCGCGACGUCGCCCGACGGUGCCGCUGCUUGCAGUCGCGACGUGCGACGGGCUGUCAACACACGUUACGAUGUCGUCGUUGCAGUCGUCGAGUCUUUGGAAUAUAUAUAUAUAUAUAUAUAUAUAUAUAUAUUAUAGAAGAUAAAAAAACACAAUGCGCGAACUGUUAUAAUACCGCCGUAGCGACUAUAUUAUAAUAUUGCAUGUAGGUACUCGGUAUAAUAUUAUAGCGCACGUUUUUUUUUACUCUAGAAGACCGAUCGAGGCGGCACCGGGCGUGAUCUGUUUAGGCAUACCCGGUAACACUUGUGCUUGUUAGGUGUCAGUGUAGGCAAAGCGUGUGUACACACCAGCUAUAUUGCGGUUAGUGUGUGUUUACUUAUUUCCCGACGUGAAAGUACAUAAAUAUAUAAAUGUAAAUAAUAUUUCAUUAUCAUAACCCAAGUUAAAUGCACAAUACACAUAGCAAUAUAUAGAUACCUAGUGUUUCAGCUGUAAAAAAAUAAAUAUAAUUGCGCGCUUUAUCGAUUAUAAUAUACUCAUAUAUACGCAUAUAAUACUUAUAUAAUACUAAUAAUACUACGUGUUAUAAUCGUUUCUUUAUGUCAUAAAGACAUGAUAAUGUAAAAAUGAAAAAAAAAAAACGGCCGAUACUAAAAUAAUAAAAUCCAAAAAUUAUCAUUUGAAUAAUCGUCACUUAUAAGAAAUAUACUACCUACUCAAUUGUUGUUUAAGUCUUAUUUCAAAAUAUUUUUACUAUCCUUUCACCCAAGUUGUAAUAUUGUAACACCAAUAUUCAAAAAAAAUAUAUAUAAAAUGUAAAUAUGGAUAAGUUUACUAUUAUUUAUUAUAUAUGUGCCUAAUUAUUUUUCUUUAACAAAAAACUAUGUGCUACUGUUUUAGGAUGGAAGUUGGAAGGGAGAGUAUAUGUAUAUAGUAAUUUGAUUUUUAUCUGUACUUAACGAUAGGCCAUUGCUAACCAAAAAUGAUUUUAAGCAGAAUAUUAUUAGUCUCAUUGUUUUCUCCCAUUACAAAGGUAAUCCAGAAAACAACAAAAAUUGUAUAAAUAACUGUCAGUUUUCUCUUUUUAUUAAGAAAAUUACAAGGGAAAUUAAUGAAUGACUAUGUAACAACUAAAUUAAAAAAAGAUGCUACAAGAAAGUUCUUAAAAAGUUUUUAUAUGGAGCAAGAUUUCUGACAAAACAGUUUUUUACAAACACUACAAAAAUACAUCAUAGUAAAAUCAAUAAGAAUCAAAAAUUGUUGCUUUCGUGUAUUAGGUAUAGGUAUAUAGGUAUAUAAAAUAUUUCUAUUGUGGUUAAGUAUUCACGAUAUUUAGGUAUACGCUUAUUGUUAAUAAUAAUAAUUAUAGAUACGUAAAAUAUAUCGUGCAAUAAUUUGCUUUGCGUGAGCAAUGAUACGAUCAGCGAAAUCUUGAAAAAAUAUUUAUUUUGAAAGUGUUAUGGGAAAUUCCUGAACAAAUAAAUAAUUAUAAUAUUCCUAUAUUAAAAUAUAAGUUAUGUAUUUAAAUUUAAAAUGCAUUCCAAAUAAAAUAAAAGAUUAAUCUAUAAACAAUGGUUAUAGAAGUUUAAGCACGUCAUAUUUUACGUCUAGAGAUAAAUCGUUGUCUUUCCCCCCAUCUCUCUGGCCAUCGAACAAGAACUGUUUGCAUAGUCGUGUUUAUACAUUUAGCUCGUAAGUUUCAUGAUCUAUCUCACACUACAAUAUUACGAAUUAUAAUAGUUAAUAAAAUUCAGCACUAUAGUUUAUUAAGGGGCCAUUAUUGUUACGAUUUGUUGCUAAAUCCUAUACUAACUAACACAAUUAGCUGUCAGAUUUUAAAAUGUCAUUAUUGUAAUGCCCUGAUUUGCUAAAUAUUGUCUUUAACUAUAGCAGGUGCUUUUUGUUCGUGUUAAUUUAUUUAGUACUAAGCAACUUGGAUAAUAGGAAAUUAAUACAAUAGAGUAACAUUAUGUGUGUUAUAGUAAAAUUGUCUCAUUUUCGGUUAAUAUAAAAAAGCUAAUUUUAAUAUUAUCUAAUGAAAAUCGGUGCAGCAUUAUUUUAUAUUAAUGCUAUAGCAAUAUAAUAUAAUAGUAAUAAAUUGUUUUCAAACUUAAAGUCUUACCGCUUUAAACCUAUCCUUUAGGCCUAAACUGUACCCUAGUUUAACUGACAGUUAAAAUUUUGCGGGGAAUUGUAACAAAGGCCCUAAAUAUUAUAUACUUAAGUUUAUUAUACGUUAUUGCCUUUAAAAUAAUAUAUAUAUUAUAUACUUAUUAUACUCAUAUAAUAGAUUUUUAUCAAAUAAAAUACAAUAUACCUAAUAUAGGGACAAUUAUUUUCUUUUACACCUGGUAUAAUUUAUUACUGAACAUUUGGUUUUUCGAACAGCUUCUGUUUUAUUGGGGUUUUUCUAAGAAUUUCUUAUACCCUUAUCGUGUCGAUAUUUUGUGUCUUAAUUAGUUCUGUUAGAAUUGUUAGAUUCCUGUUUUUCGAUAACUUCACCGCCUUUUUCGCCAUAAAUAUUGUUCUGCACUGAUGUCACACGCAUUAUCUUUUAUUAUUUAUAUUGUUUUCAUGUUGGACGCCCGUGGAGUUCGGGCUUAUUCGCAUGAAGUUAUUCUGUUUGAUGAUUUAUUAGCCAUACCUACGAAGUGAACGUUUUUUAAUUUUUUUGGUGAUUUCAAACAACUCUGUUAAAAUGUCAAUGUUUGAAAAAUCUACAUCUAUCCAGAUUUAAUGGAUUUGGCAUAUGUGUUAGUUUUAAAAUAAUAUGCAAUAAUUAUAAACACGAACGGUGUGAAUGUACGUAUAUUAAAUAAGCGAUAAUAGUUGGAUCCUGUUGCGAGAAACACUAUAAUCCUCCUGCAACACGCGCAGUAUACUGCUGUCUAACAAUCUGCAAAGGUCCGCAUUGCUGAGGGUCGAUUUUCAUUAAAGGUGGCUCGGAUUACAAAGGGUGUAAAUCUCUGGUCGUGUCAGCACUAUUUGCUGCCGGUCAUCUCGUAUAAUGUUGCAUGACUCUCUUACUAUAGACAAUAUGAUUUAAUCAACCGGCUUAUAUCACCUCCUCUUCAAUUCCGCGGGAAAUCACUUUGCUUUUGGUCAUUAUAUAUCGCAUUGAUGCAGUCUAUCUAAUGCAUAAUGCAUAUAAAAUACCGCUUCUAAAGUACCUAUAUUAUAUACCGUAUUGGCUACUGCCAUUCAGUUGUUAGAUCAGACGAAAACUGUCUGUGCGGGUGAAUAAUACAUUAUACGAACCGUAUCAUAUAUACAUAUAUAUAUUCACUCAAUUUGUUUCCUUCUAUUUGUGUAGGUAAAUUGAUGGUGUAUUAUUUUUAAGGACAACGAUUAUUUUUUGGAUUUAUUAUUCGAAUAAAUUGUGUUAUUAUUUUUGUAUUUUUUGUACAUAUAUAUAUAUUUUUUUUUUUACGGUUAUUGCAGGGGAAACAAUAGCGUUGCAUCAUUAUGAUUAGAGAACAUGAGCUUAUUUUAUUAUUAAUUAUUAUACCUUGCGUUUAAUAUUUAUUUAAUUACAAUAAAUUAUAUAUAUUAUUACAAUAAAACUAAUUAUAUAUGAUAUAUUAUUUCAUAAAUGGUUAAUAAUAAUAUAAUAUAUAUAUGUAUGUGCAUCAAUUAUCUAUAUCAUAUAUUUUUCGAUACUGAGUAUACUGGAUUAGAUGCUAUUAGUUUGACCAAUAUGUGUUUUUUUCUCUUUGAAAAACUUUCUCGGUUAGUAAAAAUGUUUAAAUUUGUUCACUUAGUGCCUUUAUAAUUAUUAAAAGAUGCAGACAUUUUUUUGAAAUUUGAUAUUUUUGGAAUUCGGAACUUUAUUUGAAACAUUUAACUAUAUAGAUGUCAAAACGGUUUUCUAAAAACGAUCUGAUCUGUCAGUAAUGAUUAAUCAUUGCUAAUUAAAUAUGAUUCUGAGCGAAGUUUGGUUAUUCACGUUUUUCGUGAAUCACAAACGAUUUUCGUCAAAAUUUAAUCGUAAAAUGAUUAUCAAAAAACUAAUUCUUUACGUAUAACUUUUUCUUUACCACUCAGUAGAACAUUAUAUAAUGAAUGUUGUGUUUAAUUUUCAAGCAUUUCUGUUAACGUCGUGAUACCGUAUUUGUCCGAUUUUUCAUAUGUUUUUCUAAUUAUUAUGAAAAAUGGAAAAUCGUUAAAUAACCUUUUUAAUGUACUACUAGUUAGACCCAAGGUGACGAAUGACGAUACAUGAUAGUUACAAGAAAAAAUAAACAUUUUUUACCUUAUCAGUUUAUCGAGCUUCGCUCUGAAUCGUUUUUUAAUUUAUCGUUGCAUUGAGCAUAUAUAAUAUACUAACCAAUAAUAGGUAUCUUAUAAUUGCCCAAUUUCUCACCGACAACACUACCAACCACGACAACUAUCAAUAGUGUUAUACAUUAUGCUUUUUAUACAUACAUAAUACAUAUUUAGUAUUCUAGAUUAAUAUUACUAUAAUUACAUAAUGUUCAAACUCUUAUAUGGUAGUUUCGAUAGUAUAUCACAAGACGAUAGUAUUUGCAAAUAUUUAAUUCCUAAUUAUUGCGGAUGAUAACUGUCGUAAAUAUAUUUCCUCAGAACCUUUUGUCUAGGAUCAUCUGAUGCGCGACAUCAAUAACCUUGUAUAUUGUAUUAUAUAGAAACCGGAAUGUUGGCGGCGGUAACCUAAUACUUAACAAACGGUAACCGACAAAUAUUAAUAUUAUUUAAAUAAAAUAGAAUAAUAAUAAUAAUAAAAAAUAACCGUCAACAACAAACUAUCAUUAAUUCACGUGAUGUCUAAUAGUCUUAAAUCCGGACUUGCGGGUAUCCCGCUGCGAAAUCGGAUCCGUUUUGACGUUUAAUCGCUAAGUACGAUUGAGCCGUCUCUAUGUAUGGGGUUUUUUUUCAGCGGCCUCUUCGUUAAAUCAUCGGUGUCGAAUGGGUUAUAAAUGUGUGUGUAUAUUUAUACAUGUGUGUAUGUAGGCAUAAAAAAAACUACGUAAACGUCUAUUGAUAUGACGUAAAAUAUUUUCGUAAGAUACAAGUAUAUAAAAGGUGUACAGUCAUUGUGCUAUAAGUUAAGGUGUAAUACACUCGUCUAAAUUCCCCCAAAUCAAUACAUAUGAGCCUGCAGCGUACAGUUAUUAUUUAAGCGAAUUUUAUGAUUUAAAAUUGAUCAAUAUCCGUCGAAAAUGAUAAAAUUAAUAGCUGGCAGAAAUUUAAACUUUUUUUUAACCAUUUGUGUUCGAAUUGAGGCGAAAUAGAUUUUCUUAGAAAUAAAAAAUGUUACAUGCGUAAUUAUCGUAUAAAAUGACCUGUUGAAUGUACUACAAUAUUAUUUGUGACUUUUGGGGGAAUUCUUCAAAAUGAUAAGUGUUGAAUUUACAUAGUUAUUUAAAAUAUUAAAAUUUGUUUUAAAUUAACAUAAAUUUAAAUUGCAUUAAUACAUUUUGUAUAGUACAAUAUGCAAAAAUAAUUACGUGCAAAUAUAACGUAUGGUAUGUAUGUAUAUACUUCAUAAGAACGUUGAUAAUGAUUUGUACAUUUUACCAAUAAUUUAUGAAAUUUAAUUUCAACCCGACGGUUAUAUUGCAAUAUAAGUAUCAGAAAUGCAAGGAACGCGAUUCGCAUGUAUUUCAUGUGGAAUCCGAGUUAGCAGCAGGAGGUCAUUUUGUGUGCUGAGGUACCCCUAUAUCGACGACUCGACGAAAGAUUUGACGGGAAGGGGAAAUUUACCAAUUGAAAUUCUUAAGUUUAUGACUCUAUUCUGGGUAUACGCGUUCGAAUAAGCUUUGUGCUCGUGAUUAUCCGUUAUGGGUUUCGUGAUUUCUCUAUAAUGUUCUCUUCUCCGUGGCGCGGAAAAUACCCGUGUAUUGACCGUAGAGCUUUAUUGCUAAUGAACGAGUGUUUUCGCAAUAAUGAAAAUACCAUAAAAACUGAAGCCUGCAAUCGCCUAUUACAGUAGACAGAAGUCUGUUUUACGGUCCCGCGGUGUCCAAAGAUAUCCGGAUAAUAUGACGUACGGUAUGACUUAUAAUUAUAAGUCAUACCGUACGUCAUAUAGGCACCACGAUAAAAAUAAAAAAAAACCGUAAAAAAUCAUACUUAACAUAACGUUGCCACAGGUGAAUUUUUCGUUUCUAUACUUCUAACGGGAAAUUUAGUAAAAUCGUGUUUGCAUAAAACAAAUGUGAACACGUGUUAUUUAAAAUUGGUUUUAGGGAUAAAAUGUGUGGAUAAUAGCAUUUUAAAGGCAACAAAGUUGGUGGCGUUUGUUGAAAUAUUAAUUAUUAAAACGUCAUAGUCGAUCACAACAAUGUGAAAUACGAUUUUUUUACCCGGAUAUAUGUUAAUAAAGAUGCUAACGAGGUUGCGUUCAAAAUGGCAUCUAUAUUUAUCUAUUAUUUUAUGAUCGGUGUUUUAUUUUUAAAACCAAAUUUAGAGUUUGUUUUAGGUGAAUAUUGUAUUUUAGCUUCAUUGGUCCGUUACAAACACAGAAAUAGAAAAUGUUUCACUGUCUAAACAUUUUAAAGUUUAUCCCGAUGAAAUAACGUAUAUUUUUUUUUUUUUUUAAAUGAGAAAAUUAAUACAUUUUGUCACAAUAAUAUAAUUGGUGUUUUAUCUCUGAAACCGAUUUUAUAGGGUUUUCCGUUGUUUUACGUAAAUACAUCUUUUCUCUAUAGGUAUAUUCUGCUAGAAAGACAUUAGACAGAGGCGGCAAAUGGAACUGCAGUAUCUUGAACCUAAUUUUUUAGGUCGUUAAUUUAUUUCUAAAUGUAUUUUUGGAAUGUGAUUCCUACAGUGAAAUUAUUAUUUUCUCAAGUCCUUUCAUAUAAUAAUUACCUAUCAGUUAUUUUAAUGGAUUUUUUUUUUUAGAUGUUAUAAAAUGAUAUAGCUAUAGGUGCAGUGUUGUACGUAUCUCGAUUCAUAUGGCUAUAUGGUGAAUGAUGGUGCGAAUAUUUUAGUUCAUUAGACAUAGGUGUACUACUGCAUAUUAUGUCUUCUCAUUAUAAUUCGUUGUUCUCGUUAAAUAUCUGCUUGUGGAUAAAAUAUAUACAAGGGAAAGUUAAAUCGUUAUGAGAGUCAAUAAAUAAUUAUAAUUAUUUAUAUAGUAGCGGAUAUAGGUACGUUUAAUUUUCGCGUAACAUCACACGCGUGGUUUGUUUGGUUCGUUUGAAUUGGUAAUCAUACUGGAUAGUAUAUUAUUUAUCACUAAUCGUUGUCGUUGUUUACGUCGCUGUUUUAAUACUUUUAUUGAACGAAAAUAUAAUUGCGGUUUGUAUUUAUUAGAUACACCAGUAUCCAAAGGUGGAUUGAGUCAAUAAUGCUGGGGUGCAGACAACUUUGAGGGCUCUUUCUAUUUUUGGAAACCUAAAAUUAUAUAUAUAUAUAUAUUUUAAUGUAUAGUUCAAUUUUCUCUAUACAAUUAUUUUUUCUACAAUAUUAAAAGAUUUAAAAGUAUAAUUUCGAUGUUAAAUUCGGAUUAAUAAAUGAAAAACAUUUUCAUAUUACGUAUUAUCUCAUUAAAAUAUAUGUGAUAGUGCAUAAUAAUAAAUGCAUAUUGUAAUUUUUUUUUAUAAUUUUUUCUAAUGUAAUUUUUCCGCUUUAUUUUCUGGUAUAAAUUGCUUAAGUGAAUGCAUUUUCAAAAUUUGAUUUUCUUGUAUACACAAACUAUGUACAAUUGAUUUAAGCUCUUCUUCCAUAGGGCUAAAGUUGUAUGGAAAGAAAUAUCUUACCACAUGAUACUUGAGUCAAGUGAAAAUGUUAAUAGCGAAUUGUUUCAUUAAUAAAUUAUCUGUAUUUGAUUAAAAGUAAUUUAAAUAUUUAAUCAUCAGCAGCCUUGUUUAUCGGUGAAAUAUAUUUAUAAUCGAGUGAAAAAUAUUCGUGUUUUUUUUUUAUAAUUCUUUGAUUUUUUGCCGUUUUAUUGUAUUAAAUAUAUUUUACUGGAUUGAAAAAUUAAUAUUUCACCGGAUUUUUUCGAAAAACAUACAAUGAUAUAGGUUUUCCUUCGACUGAGGUCAUAUUAUAUUAUUAUAGCCCAACGGAGAGGAGUAAAAAAUAUACUAUUUAUCAUGUACAGAGAUUUACAACUGUAUUGUAGUCGGCCUGCUGCAGUUAUCGGGUUACUCGAAGUAUUCGACGUACUUCGUUUUUAUACCUAUAUUCUUCUUGUGUACUCUCCUUCUUUGUAAUACCGAGAGCCGAGAUCUAUGGAAAAUAAAAAAAGAUCGAAACAGAAAAUCGAGAACGGCAAGAAUUCCCGCCUGCGAGACGUCAUCGGAUGUCGGGUUAUUUAUGAACUGAACGGACCGAGUAGGUAUAUAAUAUUAUUAUCUGUACGUAAAUUAAACAGACACUCCAGGGGCAUCCGAUUGCAAUAUAUUUUUCGUGUUAAGAAACGAUUAUCAAAAUCGCGGUAUGUCGGGUUGUUCGCAAGCAUUAUUCAAAGUCGUGUACCUACUCAUACAUUGAAGUAUUAGUAUUUGUUAUAUUCAUUCGGGGGUGCGUAAAAUAUUGGAAAAUAUUUUAUCGGAACCGUAUUUUUUCGGAAAAAUAUUUUAUAGGAACCGUAUUUUGUUGGAAACGUACUUUGUUAAAACUGUAUUUUGUUGGAAAAAGAAUUCGUCGGAUAGUAUUUUGUCGGAAAAUAUAUUGUCAGAAAAUAAUUUUUACACAAUGACGAUAACUUGCAGUCACGGAAUGCUUAUAAUGAAAUUAUAUUGAUCAGCUCCGACAAAAUACUUUCCGAUGAAUUUAUUUUUCCAACAAAAUACGGUUUCAAAAAAAAAUGUUAAACGAAUUAUUUUUCCAAAAAAAAUACGGUUUUGACAAAAUUUAGUUGCGAAAAAAUACUUUCCGACAAAUUAAAGUCCUCCUAUUCAUUCCACGUGCUUCGAAUGGAAAAUCUUCGUUUCGUUUGUAAUAUUAUUUUUAGAGUUCUGAUGUCAUUUCUUAUUAUUCUUAAGGCUCGUGUAUUUAUCUGUUCUUGUACUUCUCCCUACAGUAUUUCACCAUUAACUCUGCGGCGGCGGCAACGGCGACGACGAUCGAAUGCGGUUUCUUUUUUUAAUAUAUAUAUAUAUUGUUAGACGCGUCUGGCCGGCAAAAUAAUACACUGUACUACUAUUAGCGAUUGACAUUAACGGUCUUAAAUCAUAAUUUUUUUUUGCUCUUAGCUAUACAGCUAUAGCUUAUUCGAACCGAUUUGUCUUUUCGGGUGUCGACCCCCGUAGGUUUUUUUACACCCGGCUUAUUUUUUUCCCCCGUCACAGAGCGGUGGAUUCCACUUGUCUUCGAAAUUCACGACUGUCGCAGCGGUGUUGUUUUUGUUACAGAAACUACCCUCCACUCCUAUUUCUUCACGUCACCUCUUCAUUUGUAUUGUUCGAACCUUUAGUUUAUACCUUUCAUAUAUAUAUAUUAUUAUAUGCUCGGUGGACAAAAGGCGUUUAGAUCGCGAUAAACAAACGGUUCGCGGCCGGCAGUCCGCGGCGCUGAAAACAUAAUUGGGUUCAACGGAACGUCGUCGUCGCGGUAAAUCUUUAUUGAUGAGAAACAACAUAAAUCUUGUGUAGCGAUACAUUUUGCCACGAUACGUCUUGCGUACUCAAUAUAGUAUAUAGAUAUACCGACUUCAUCAAAAUAACACAUUGUAGAUAUGGGGUCGAUAAUGGGACGAAAUAUAAUUUAUAAUGUAUGAUUUCCCAAUUCAUUCGAAUUCACCUUUACUGUUUUUAUAAUCAAUCUAUACAAAAAUUGUAUUAUUAUUAUUAUUGAAUUUCCCUCAAAAAUAGAUAUUACUGUACUGUUGUAAUACAUAAUAUUAUAUAUCUUUUUCCGGCUACUUCAGGGAAUAAAAGUUGUUUGAAACAACGGAUUGAAACGAUAUAAUUUCGGUUGAAUUUCAAUAUAAAUUCAUCACAGUAUUGUUGCAAAAGGAGGGAUGUAUUUAUCAUUGAAUUAAAAUUUUGACGAAAAUAGUAAAAAUUACGUCAUAUAAAAACAUGGAGGUAUAAUCGAAUUUCGCUCAGAAUCGUAUUUUAUUAGUAAUGAUUUACUAUUGCGUACUGAUAUAAAUUAAAUAACUCUAUGGAUUCUACGUAUCCUACCUUGUUAACUACCCACCUACAAGACAAGCCAACAUAUUAGCAGUGUUACCUUAUAAAAAAAUAUUUGACUGCGAUAUAUUUAAUUUGAAUUAGAGAUUUUAAGUUAUUUUAUGGUAAUUCAUUAGUUACCAAACAUAUAAAACAAAAAAAAUGACUUAAAUUGUAUUGUAAAUAUUAUUGAACAUUAAUUAUGUUAAAAUAUAAAUUAUAGGAAACUAUUUUAAAGGUUUUUUUAGUAUUUAAUAUAUUACAUAUUAUGUAAGUACUUAUAAUUUAUUAUAAACAUUAAAAAUAUUAGAGCAAAUAAUUGCAUUCCUAAUUUUUCCUUUUAAUUUUUUUACAAUGGCAACAUAAUAAUUCAUAAUUUCUAUGCUUUCUAAUUAUAAUGGAUUUCUUUUACGAAUUUCGUUUAGUAUUCGUAAAUUUAGUAUUAUUGUAAUCUUAAACAGAAUUAUGCGUUUAUGAUGUUAAUUUGAAUUUUAUUAUUUCUCGAUAUAGGCAAUAUAUAUUUUAUUCAUUUAAAACCGAAAAAAUUAUAAUAUUUUGCUGCGAUUAAAUUUUAAACAUGUAGUGUAUAGUAAUAAUAAUUCAUUGUCAACGGAAUAAUAUUAACGAGCGUGAUUUUUAUGCCAAUCUCGUUGUGCCAUUCUCGUCAACGGUGUUUAUUUAUUUUACUUUUACCGUGUACUCUGUAAUAUAUGCCUGUGGUGUCUAGGUAAUCGAUUGUGCGUUCACAUAAUAUUAUAGUAUUAUUUGUAUAUUAUGUAUAGUAUUCCACUGUAGUAGUAAUUACCCCAUCUUUCCCAUUGACAUCAUGUUCAAUUAUUUCAAAUUCAUCAUUGCGAUAAUUGAAACAGAAAAACGAUUUUGAGUAGAUUAAUAUUAGUCGUAUUUUUUCUCAUUUUAACCAAGGUAAAAGAGACAUUAACCAUUAUAUUACCGAUGUAUUGUCAUUUUUUGUUCGUUUUUUAAAUUGUAUUUGUAUAGUAAAACUGUUAAGAAACUAAAAGUUAUUUUAAAAAUGAAGUAUCACCGAGUAAAAAUUCGCAUUUAUUUUUACGUACGACGCGAAUAAUUUAGUGCAUUUGUAUUUCCCUAAAAAAAUGUUCUCCAAGAGAAAAAAAAUUUAAAAAAAAUGACGCAGUGAGUGAAAUGUUAAAAAUAUUAAAUAGUUUUUUAAGUAUCGUAUCACUAGGUGAAAAUUUGACAUAUUUUAAAAUACUGCGUGAAAAAAUGUAAUCAUUUUACUUACUAAAAAAAUCAUAAAUACCCAAUUUUUGGAAAAUUUCGAAAAAUGUUCAAAUAAAGUAGCAUCUGUUAAAAAAUCCUUAUUUUUGAAGACAUGACAUGAAAAGGUUGGUUUAUUUUUACUAUCUUAAAAAGUGUUCUUUGUAAAACACACACACACACACACACUCACUUCUUAGUAAAACUAAUAGUUACAUCGCUUUACUCUGUAUCUAAAAUAUAUUUGAUAAAAUCCAAUUUUUAUUUGUGUAUUAUUGUUUGUUUUAUUUGUUCAACACAGUUCAGCGUUUGGUAGAUGUACUCGACUUGAGUCAAUAUCGAAUAUUUACAUAAUUAAUUUUUCAUAUAGUCAUCGUACUCGUAUAUUUGUAUAAUAUUCUGAUUUAUGAAUUACGUGCGUAUUUUAUAAUAUUGAAUGAGAAUAUUAUUAAAUAAAUACCUCGUGUUAUUUGUAUUUUGACAUUGUAACGAAAUCGUGACUAGCUCGAAUGUACAAAAUGUAUACUAUUAGUAAUGUCCGGAUUUAACAUUCGUAUACAAAUUACUUACUGUAUAUCGAGCAGAAAUACGUAUAUACAAAUGUACUACCUAUAUAAAUAGUAUAAGUUAUAGCCUCUUAAAAACUAAAAAUGAUUUACAAACGAUAACUUUAUUAUGUACCGUACACAAUCAUAAAUUAAAAAAAAAAGAAUUAAUAAAAAAAAAAAAUUUAAAAAACCGACUGCGGAGAAAACGAAAAAAAUGUAUAUUUGUUUUUGUUUCUAUAGAACUAAUAUGAAUUUGAAAAAUUAAAUGUCAUGGAACUAUAUUAAUAAAAUAUGAUAGAAAAUGUAAUCGCGGAUUGAUUAUACAGUGAUACCUAAGCUUGAAUGAUAACUUGCAGUCAGAGGCAUCAGUCCGUCUUUUCUUUCCACCACAUUUUUUUUUUCUAUCACAAUUUGUUUUUUUUUAUCAUAUUAUUUUUAUAUCUUUUUUAUUCACUUUCGUCACAGUCGUGUUUUUUGAAUUUUUUCGUUUGUACGCAGUUGGGUUUCUUUUUAUUAUUUUAGCCUCUAUUAAUUUGUUUAAGACGAUACCAAGGUUAGGGCUUAAGAUACGUUAGCGAUUAAUACGGAUUGAACUACACCUCAUUUAUUAAAUUAAGUUUUGCUGUUUGUGAUCUACGAGGUAAGAAUCACAUACGUACACAUUCACACAUACACAGAUUUUUACAAAACUCAUGGCCCUCCUUCGGCAGUCGGGUAAAAACGAUACGUACAAAGGUUUUAAUUUCGAGCAUUGUAUUGGAUGUACCAACGUAUAAAAUAUAUUACCUAAUUUAUGUUUAAGCUUUUUUUUUCCAAGCUUGAUAUUUAACAUACAAAAAAAAUACGCGUAUAAAAAGGUCAAAAUUGUCGUUUCUACAAUAACAAUUUGGCAAUUAUAUUCCGGUUGGUGUUGUGUAUACGAAAUUUGCACUGGAUCGUAUAUGUAGUGACGGGUAGCGCGGGUAAUGAGAUAUUUUGUCCUUUUUUAUUUCCCACUAAAGUCUCGUGAAAUCACGUACCUUUAUAGUGACACAUCUCGUACACAACCCUCGGGACUCGUCUCUCCUGGCGAUUACUAUACUUCUGUAUUACAGUAGUCUCGUGUAUUGGAAUUACUAGUUUUUAUGUUUCGCGUUCCCUCUUUAAUGUUUAAUAAUGUGCGCGUGGUGUUCCCGACUGGAAAACAAUUUAUACCCAGUCUCGUUCCCUUGUCGCGUCGUCCCGAUUUCACCUCGGGUUCUGUAAUAUAUGUAUAUAUGUAUACACACACACACUCACCCACACACACACAUUCAUACACAUUUACAUGAGUAUACAGUAAUUGUAUUCUGUUAUGUGAAUACGAAUUUCGUUUUAGAAGUGAAAUAGAAAAUACAAUCAGUUCCACAUACGGAUGACUUAUUUUUACAAAAUCUAAACAAAUCAUUACUAAUUCUGAAUUUGUAUUUGAUGUGCAUAAAAGUACGCCCAGUGCUCUUCCGAUACUUAUUUUGAAUUAUUAAACAUCUUAAACUCGUGUUAUAUGAGUUAGGUCAAGCGAUAAGGGGAUAAUUAUUGAUUUAGAUUUUAAGCUUUUAUAGUUUUACUCAACCAAUAUUGCAGUGGUUUUAUUCAUCUUAACGAUGAAACUUUUUGAUCAGCAAACAUUCUAAAAAAUUUGACUCAAGAUUUUUUUUAUAAUUGAUAAAUAUUGAAUAUUUAAUAUUUGAAAGAAUGCGAUACUUUUCAAAUUUCUCAAUAAUUUUAUUUUUGGGUUGAUCUUACAGAUAAUUUUUAAAAUUUGAAUUUUAAAUUUUCUUCAAUUGCGUAUUAUUAAGAUUUAUAUUUUAUUGUGUUCGUUUUUAAAUCAUUCUGAUUAAAGCGAAUUAACUAUUAAUGUUACUAGAUGUUUUGUUUUUUAGGAUUCUACUCGUACGUUAAGAACACAUGGUUACUGUCGUUGACUAUUCGUAAUAUUAUUAUUAGUAGUAGUAGUAAUUGAGAUAAUAGGUACCUAAAAACAAUCACAUUAAGAAUUUUAAAAAAAAAAAACAUAAGCAUAGUGUACUAGGUUACAAAGUUCUUUAAAAAUUUUGCGUGGAAUUAUACUUCAUUGUUUAAAAAAAUACGAUAAGUAAACGGGAAUGUUGCACGUUCUUUGAGUGAGCUUUCCUAUUACGUAUUUCUUUUUACGUUUUUGUCGGAGAAAAAUAAUGUUGGUUUGAGACAGUAAAGUCGCGUACAAAAUUUCUUUUAACAUUUUUUAAAUUUUUUUCCUAAGAUACGUUAACACGAAACGUGAACUCAAUUAUACAGAUACAGUUAAACUUCCGUUACAGUCACCUCUAAAAGACGAUCAUCUCUGUGAAACGGUUUUCUUUUGGAUAUGUCAAGUGUUAUGCUUCCAUAGGAAACCUCUAAAGGACUGUCAUCUCUAAAUAGCGGUCAUUAUUUCUGGUCCUUUCGUUGACCGUUUUAUGGAAGUUUUACUGUAGUAUAUUUUGAAUAUUUCAAAAUGAAUUUCGGUGUCAUAAAUAAAUCAUACAUGUCGAGUGAAAUUAUAUUUUGUAUAUUAGAUAGGUGUAUACCUCAUACUAUAAAGAUUUAUAUUCGCUUUGUUAUAAAAAUAAUUAAUGUAUUCUUUGGGAUAAAAAAAAAAAAAUGGCGGAUACAGCCUUCAUUUCAAAUCAGGAUGUCUUUAUUAACAUAUAAUAUAAUAUGAAAUAGAUAUCCGGGCCCGAAUUGUAUAUUUUAGUAUUCAUAUAGUUUUAUAGUUUUUUUUUAUUGUUCCACUUGAAAAUACACGAAUACUAUUAUAUUUUAUACUUGAGUAUUGUAUUAUUAUAUUAUUUCAAACAAUUAAACUAUAUUCUAUAUAAUGUGUAUAUUUAAAAAAAAUACGAAUAAAUAAUAAUACCAUGACAUGAUUUUUAUGUUUAAAAAUACAUUCGUUAAUAUACAUAUAUAAUUAUUUAAUUACGAUAAUCUUACAUUAUUAUGUUCUCAUUAUUUUCCUCGAAUAAUAAUCCGUUAUAUUUUUAGAUUUUGAAUGUAGCGAAGAAGCUAUUCGUUUUUACUUAGAGGUGUAAUUUUUAUUUUCGAAAAAGACUUUCGGUUAAUAACUAUGCUUAAUUGAUUUCAUGUUAGAUAUAAAAAAAUUCUAAUUUUUCACCUAAUAGCAUUUUACAUUAUGAAUUUUUUGAACUUUCUAAAACUUUUCCCGAAAAAUUGGUUUUUAUUUCAUUGAAAGCACAUUAAAUGAAAAUGCUUUAACUUUUUCACUUAGUACCUCGUGAUGUGCAAUUUCUUCCCAUUGAUACUUAACUUGAAUUUUUAGCAGGUCCUUUUUGUAUUUAUAUUUAUUUUUUAUUUCUGGAUACCCCAACAAAAGAAAAAUAUGUCUAAUAUUACAUCGCUUUGUAGAAUUGUUUUUCGCUUACAAUGAUUUAUCGUUAUAUAUAGUAUAUAAUCUAAAUUACCAUGUAUAUCCUGUGAGUAGUUCUUUUGUGCAGUAAGACAUUUUCAGUAUAGCGGAGAAGGUACUAAAACCAGUGUUUUACUAUAAGAUGUUUUGUUUAUCGGAAAACAUAUUUUCGACGAAUGAAAUUGAUCCAAAUUAUUCAGGUUGUAUCUAAAAAGUUGUGGAUUUUUACCUGUACUCUAUACGCUCAUAAAUAUAUAACUUCACUUGUAAUAUUUUAUUUGUCUAGAUGUACGAUAUAUAUUAUAUAAUUUACGAAGUCAAAAAGAAUUACUGUAUUAUUUUAAAUGAAAAAAAAAUUCGGCCCUGACAACUUUUAAAUAUUUAAAAAUACAAUAUUUUAUUUUAGAUAUUGAUAACAUGUUGUUACCUAAUGUGUAUUUUGUACAAUACAUGCAAUAAUAUUAAUAUAUUGUGAAAUAGGCACAUUUUCGAAUUCGAUUUAUAUAGCUAACCAUCGUAAAAGUUGAGAAUAAUAAACUAAUAAAACGUUAUGUUCGUUCAAAACGUCAAAUGUUUUGGGUGAAGAGACUAGACGUUUGGGUUACCUGAUGUAUACUCUUUUAUGUGACAAAGAGCAAAAAAAAAAAAAGGUCAACUAUACGCCAGUUUUAACAUCACGCCGACGACGUGUCCGAUCAUAAAUAUUUUACUAGGGGUGAUUCAAAUUAGGGACUUUAUUUUUAUCCAUCGUACUCGUUGAUAUAUAUGUGCGGACAUAAUGCUCGUUUGGGAGGUCUUUGAUCGUCGCGGUACCAAACCGCAUUUCUACUGCCUUUUUCAUGUUGUAUUUCGCCGCCGCCACCUCCGCCACUUUAUAAUGGUAGUAUUGUAUACUGCAGUGUGUAUUCGAAAACCGAGAACCCCGUAUAAUAUAUCGUCAGUGGUUUUUUUCCCCUCUCGCGUUUAGAGACGCUCCGAUGACAUUAUAUUAUAAUAUAUUGUAAUACUUAUUACAUUAGUAACACAAUAACACUAAAAUGUACUCACUCAUAUAUAUUUGAUUUUUUUUUUUUUGUUGCAGGUAUGUACCUACAAUAUAUAGAGUAUAAUUUUCGAAUUCAAAAGAUCUUUUAGAAUCGUAAAAACGUG